ACAUUCAUAGUGCUAAAUAGAGGGAAGACAAUCUUCCGCUUUAGUGCCAACCCUGCCUUGUACAUCAUAAGUCCUUUUAAUAUUUUCAGGCGAAUAGCUAUAAAAAUUUUGAUACAUUCAUAUCCUUUCAAAUGGUGUCCUACCAGGAGAGACAAAAGUCUUUCCUGUUCGUUUUGAUUAUUUAUGAAGAUUCUGCUGCUUCUGUUAGUGCUGCAUGCUAAUGUUCAUAUGACUGCUGCUUCUGUUAGUGCUGCAUGCUAAUGUUCAUAUGACUGCUGCUUCUGUUAGUGCUGCAUGCUAAUGUUCAUAUGACUGCUGCUUCUGUUAGUGCUGCAUGCUAAUGUUCAUAUGACUGCUGCUUCUGUUAGUGCUGCAUGCUAAUGUUCAUAUGACUGCUGCUUCUGUUAGUGCUGCAUGCUAAUGUUCAUAUGACUGCUGCUUCUGUUUAGGUAGUAUAGACUGUAUAUGGCACCCUAUUGCCUUUAUACACUAUUUUAGAACCUAAAAUGGUUAUUCGGCAUAGAGGAGAGGAAGAAAGGAAGACAGAGGAGAGGAAGCCACUUCAGACUAUUGAGAUGCAGCUCUGGUUGCUCAAACGCUGACGUUGGGGUUUUCUUCACACAACCACAUCGUUUUUUCCUGUGGUGAAACCCUUGUUAGUCUUGAAAGGUAUAGUGCAGUAUCCCAAAUGGCCCCCUAUUACCAUUAUAGCGUACUAUGUUUGUCCAGAUACCCGUAGACUUCCAGUCAUUGCGCUAACACUAUUUAGCAUUGGCUCGCGAAACUACACAGAGACAUAAAAAUGGUAUCCACAAGUUCAUCUGACGGAAGUAGAUAAAGGGCCUCAUUGCCAAAAUCCCGAAGUAUCCCUUUAACUGUUUUGGAUGAUGACAUUUAUUUUUUGUUUUUCACUUUGAAUCUCUGGACUCCUUAAUUCAUUUCCCUACUCUUUUCAGCAUGAUCAUUAUGUGUACUAUUUUGACCAACUGUAUAUUCAUGACUUUUAGUGAUCCUCCGGAGUGGUCCAAGCAAGUAGAGUAAGUAUUCGUUUAUUAUAUUUAUCUACACGGGUAAAUAAUAUAUAAAUAUAUAAUAUAAACUAGAAAACAUUUAUUAUGCAUGUCUUAAACCUACACAAGUUUGGUUUUAACAGUGGUGUAUUGCUAGCCUCGAUAAAAGCCUGAGCGUAUUACCAGCACAUCAUUUCAACAGAUAAAAACGUUGUUCUUCUUGGAUUUGAUAAAUUGCUAAUUCUGACCAUGUUUCCAGGUACACAUUCACAGGGAUUUAUACGUUUGAAUGUCUUGUAAAAAUCGUCGCUCGAGGAUUCUGUAUAGAUGGGUUUACAUUCCUAAGGGAUCCCUGGAACUGGCUGGAUUUCAUGGUCAUUUCUAUGGCGUAAGUAUCAGAAUCCUUAUAAGAGAUAUUAAGUAAUAUUAUUGUGUGGGAUCAUUGAUAAAUAGAGCAUUAAUACGUCUAAAGGUAUUGUUACUGUCCAGGAUUGUCCUUUCUUUCUUUCUUUCUUUCUUUCUUUCUUUCUUUCUUUCUUUCUUUCUUUCUUUCUUUCUUUCUUUCUUUCUUUCUUUCUUUCUUUCUUUCUUUCUUUCUUUCUUUCUUUCUUUCUUUCUUUCUUUGAUGGGGAGUUCAAUCAGGUGUUUUCAGAGGGUUCCUGACUGUUCCUGCUUACUGCCUCUACUUCUCAUCCCAUCUCUAUUUUCAGAGAGGGAAUAACGCGAUGGGAUAACGAUGGAUUGAGGGGAGAUUCGAGUAUAGAGAAAGAGCUCUCAACGUCGUCGAGAAGGGAUUUCGGGCGAAAGAGUCUUUAGAUCAUAUCUUUCUCUCCAUCUCUGGGUCCCCUCUCUGUUCUCUGAAUCAUACUCUUAUCUCAUUCUUCUCACUCUCUUUCUCUCCCUCUCUUUCUCUCCCUCUCUCUUUCUCUGUCUCUCAUCUCUCUUUCUCUCCCUCUCGUUCUCUCCCUCUCUUUCUCUCCCUCUCUUUCUCUCCCUCUCUCUUUAUCUGUCUCUCUCUCUCACUCUCCAUUUUUCUCUUUCAAUUUGCUGGAGACCUUAGGAUUCUGAUCAAUGCUUCAUCUUACCAUGUUGGAUUUGACAUGAUAUAGAUGUAUAGUUAGUAAUACAUUACAUGUUGACAAACUAACUAGAACUAGAACUAACUAGAACUAACUCUAACUAUAGGCUACCAUGUUUUUGAUGAUCCGUAGAACUAGAUCAGCAUUUUACGAAGUGGACCUUGAAUGUCUUUAACUUCAAGAAGUGUUUCUGUUGAACCACUACAUUUGUCUUGUAUCGUGUGUGUCAAUAACAGUUUGUAACUUUGAUUUGAUUCUGCAGGUAUAUAACAGAGUUUGUAAACCUAGGCAAUGUCUCAGCUCUGCGCACAUUCAGAGUGUUGAGGGCAUUGAAAACUAUUUCUGUAAUUCCAGGUAAGACAGGAUGGGGGUCGGGGGUCGGUGUGUCGGGGGUCCUGUUUUUCUUUUCUUUUUCCUUUCCUCCGUAGACAGGCUCUGUGAGUGGCGUCGUGGUUACUUCCUGGUUGGGUGCGUUUGUGGUGGUGGUGUUGUGGUGCUCUUGCGCGUGUGGUUUUGUCAUUGGUGUUUGUUUGUGUGUGGUCCUUCCCCUGUUUACAGAUAUAUAACAGAGUUUGUGGACCUGGGCAAUGUCUCUGCGCUGAGAACAUUCAGAGUUCUCCGAGCAUUGAAAACUAUCUCUGUCAUACCAGGUGAGAUUCAGUUUAAACACUAAGGCUGAUAUUUAUAUCACACCCUUUUUAUUUUCUUAUACUCACUAUUAUUAUUAUUAUCAUUUUUAAGCAACAAAAAAAAAGAUUUGGAAAUAAUAACAUUUGUUGAAUUUAUUUUUUCCUCCAAAUUUAUCAAAAAUGGUACUGAUACAUUUUUGAUAGGCUUUGCAGUCUACUCCAGGGUCCUCCAAAGUUUCUCUCUUCUGCCCCAGUAGAAGUCUCAUCCUAAAGGCAGCUGUGGUUCUGCUAUGGCUAUUAAUUGGCGCUUGCAACGCCAGGGUUGUGGGUUCGAUUCCCACGGGGGGGCCAGUAUGAAAUAUGUAUGCACUCACUAACUGUAAGUCGCUCUGGAUAAGAGCAUCUGCUAAAUGACUAAAAUGUAAAAUGAAUAGGCAAAAGCAGAAGCAGAAGCCCCACUAAAGAAAGGGACACUGACAACACCAGUAUGAUAGCACAUCAAUAGAUUAUAACCAGAGACAAAGUCAAAUAUAUGUUGAUUAAAUAUGGGAUUAAUUUUUCUUUAGCUGAACAUAAGGAAUAGCUUAUAAUUAACCAACCUUUCCUUAUUCACUGUACUGUACACUUUGACGAAGACUGUUGAGACAUUUACAGUAUAGCUCAUCCAUAGUACUUUUAUCAUUGGAAAAAGCCUCCAGGCUCUUGCAAGGUUUUCGAAAGAUGGAGAUAAUUAUUAAUAUCCAAAAAUAACUAGGUAAUUGGCUUGGAAGAGAGGGUACAAUUAACUAAAUCCAUUAACAUUAUUUAUUACGAACAAAAGGAUGCAAAUUAAUUAAGGAAAAAACGUAGAGUAUGUUGACGCCCAGUUGGGAACUGACAUAGCUCUAAGUGACAUCCAACGGAAUAUACUUAUUCACUAUUGAUGAAGACUGCCAAGCCUAGUUUGUGGACGUAUUUUAUACUGCAUGAUGCUUUUGAGUCACUUGCAUUACAGUGUUAGCCUGCUAAAAAGCUUGGCUGAUGACAAAUGGCAUUGAAAACGUUUGUUUUGCCCGUUUACGUUUGUUGUUUUGUUCAUUUUGAUGGUUAACUUUUCGUUACAAUGACCGACUUGAACAGAAAAUAGAGCACAUAUUUUCUGCUGGCAUUCUAGAGAGUUCUAGAAUGCUGAUGGGGUGACUGAAUGAGCCACUAACCUUUAACUGAGUCAGCACAUACAGCACCUACAGUACAUACAGGAUAUGAUAUGAUAUAUGAAGGAUGGCAGUGCUUAAGUUGUAAAUCGGGAGGUGCCGGAACAGAAAGUGAGGGGCGAGAGGGGGGUGACCUAGGGGCCUCUGAGGUACUGGAAUGAAUUAGAAAUAAAUCACCUUUAUAAUAAAGCAGUGCAUGCAUAUCAUGGCGUUUGCGUAGUGGCAUAGAGCAUUAGAGUAGAGGCGCUUACAUAAGUUGCACACAUGUGGAUUUUUUUUUAAACUUGGGUUUGGGAAGAAUUUGACCUUUUACAAACACAUUUCAUUCAGUUCUACGUAAUUUUAUAUGACUUGGAGACUUUAGCAGAAUCUUUUUUAAUACUGCACAAAUGAUCGAAAUAACAGGUUACUUUGAUACUGAGAAUCUGAGAUCAAUAAAAAUGACCUCGUCUUGAGUCCUAGAAAAGCUUUCCAGUUUCACUGACUCACCAGCGAUGGCCGAUGCACUCGUGCCAAAAGCCUAUCUCUUGUUUUACUUUGUAAAAUAAUGUUCGCUCAAUAGACCUAUUUGGAAGUUGAUCAAAUAUUUUGGUAGCCUACAGUAGGAUUAGAGUCUUCUCUUCUAAGCAGGAGACAUUUGCUUUCCAACCUGCGUUUUCCCGCGAUUGUAUUUGAUAAAUUGGCUUGUCCUGGCUGCAUGCUGUUCACUGACAGUUUUGCAUCGCUAUAUGCUUUGGGAUUGAGCUACAUAAACACAAUCCAAAGCUAGGCAAUUCACAGCUAUUGGUCAUCUGUGGCUAAAUUAUAGGCCUACUCUUGGUGUAGUAUUCUAAAUUAUUUAAUUUCUUUCUGAACAGACAGCAGUAAUUCUAUAACUUUGGCAAAUUUAUUUCAAUUAAUCAGCUGCAGCUCCUCCAGCACCCUUGAUUCUAUAAGGAUAGAAAUGAUGAAGUGCAACGCUGGAGAGAUGAGAGUUGCAGGCUCAUGUCUAGCAGAGAGAGGGAGAGAGAUCAUAGAAAGUAAAGCUCAUUCUAGUUCUGAGAGAGAUACAGGCGUGCUUCUCUCUUUCACCACAGCAACGGCCACGCGUUGGUUUCAAGCAUAGGCUAUAAUGUUGCAGAAACCAUAAGCCCUCUACGUUUUCACAUUAAAUUUUUUUAGGGGGCAGGAGAAUUAAUGAGGAGGCAACUCGAAUUAACUCUGAUCGCUUUUAUUCGAAGUUUUACUUUGCAAACAGUGAUUUUUAUUUCACGUAGAGGUACCGGAUCCAGCCAAAUAAGUUCCGGAAUGAAACAGUCCAAAACUGAGAGGUGCCGGAUCCUGCUCAAAUUAAGCAAUGAAGGAUGGUCAACUAUGGUUCUUCUCCCCAGCUUGCAAAGCUGGGAAAAACUGGUUGAAAUUACAUCAUGAUGACAUAAUGAUGAAAUAACAUAAUGAUGAAAUGACAUCAUGAUGAAAUGACAUCAUGAUGAAAUGACAUCAUGAUGACCUGUUUCAGGUUGUAAUGACGUCACUUCAACAUGUUUUACUCACUGGGUUAUUGCUCUUCUCACAGAAAAGACAAACUGUGGGUUUCUCUCAUUUUGACGGACACAUUUCCUUGGGAAACUCAUGAGAUGUCAACACAGGGAGGUGCCAAAAAGAAAAAUGUAUUACUCUAAGUAAACCCUGUCCGGAUUAUAGUCAAUAAAAAUAAAUAAAUUCAGUAGUGUCACUGAAAAUAUAGAAGAGAUUGUUUCUUAUUAUUUCAAUGAUAUAUCGAUUAGGUGCAUGACACCUCACUAGUGGUACAUUCUUCUGUCACUAGUCAGCAUCCUACAGGUCUAAGUUAAGUUGGGACCAUAUUAUAGAAGGAGAGGUGUAAGCCAAGCCUGCUCUACCUGAAGAGGGACGACAGAAGCCCCUCAGCGCUUCCAGUUCCGUGUGUGAGAAACAUUCUGUUUCUGGAAAUGUUUGGAAUCCUCCUGCAUUCUAUGGACCAAUUGCUUCAGCCAUUCUGAGUUCUGCCUGAGGAUGAUGCCUGUCCUGAAGGGAAAAUAAUAUGAUUCCUUUUUAGUGAAGAGCUAUGGGUGAGACUGUAGGGUUCGGGGCAAGAAGGGGUGAGAGUCUGGCUGUAGUAGGGUUGGGGUAAGAAGGGGUUAGAGAAUGGCUGUAGUAGGGUUGGGGUAAGAAGGGGUUAGAGAAUGGCUGUAGUAGGGGAAUGGCUGUAGUAGGGUUGGGGUAAGAAGGGGUUAGAGAAUGGCUGUAGUAGGGUUGGGGUAAGAAGGGGUUAGAGAAUGGCUGUAGUAGGGUUGGGUAAGAAGGGGUUAGAGAAUGGCUGUAGUAGGGUUGGGGUAAGAAGGGGUUAGAGAAUGGCUGUAGUAGCGGGUGGGGUAAGAAGGGGUUAGAGAAUGGCUGUAGUAGGGUUGGGGUAAGAAGGGGUUAGAGAAUGGCUGUAGUAGGGUUGGGGUAAGAAGGGGUAAGAGUCUGUGCUUUAACCUAAUGACACCUAAGAGAGAAAAAGGCCCCAGAGUGGCGAUGGCAUUGAAUGGUUUCUGUUCAGCCUUGGAGUUUAAAUGACCUGCAUGUCAAUGACCUGCCUGCCUGUGCCUCUGACCUUUUAUCAUAUCCCCUCGUUGGUUUCUACCCCCUGCCUGCCUGUACCUCUGACCCCUUAUCAUAUAUCCCCUUGUUGUGCUGCUGUGCUUUCUUCCUUCCUUUCUUCCUUCCUUCCUUUCUUCCUUCCUUCCUUCCUUCCUUCCUUCCUUCCUUCCUUCCUUCCUUUCUUAUGGAUUGCCCUCGCACUGUUCUGUUUCCUGGAGUCCUCCCCCUCUAGUUCAGCUGUAAUCCAUCACUGGCCAUACUGGCAACGUAGAGCAAAGAUACUAAUAGGUCUCUUCCUGGUUCAAUAGUGAUAUAUUAUUUACAUGUUUUUCUUUGAUUAACUGUAUACAGCCAGUGAUACUGAUAGUUCUCUUCCUGUUUCAGUAGUGACAUAUCAACUAACUGUAUACAGCCAGUGAGUGUCUCAUUACUAAACCUCUGAACAGAGGGGGAUGGCUCUUGGCUAUUUCUUGUUCAUAUUUGUAUUAUAAAAUGUUUUGUAUGUCUUCAGUUGUUGAAGUUUGUCUGAAGUUGUACUGUUUUUAACUAAUUAAAUAUACAUUUUAAGUUUCUAUGUUUAUGUUAUUGAAAUGUCAAAUAUCAAAUGUCAGCUUUCCAGCCCACUGCAAAGUUUUACCUUUUGUAGACAAUUUUACCUUGUUUGAGUAUACCAAACAUUAGGAACAGCUUCCUAAUAUUGAGUUACACCCCCCCCCCCCUUGUGUCGAAAGCGUUCCACAGGGAUGCUGAUUCAAAUGAUUCCCACAGUUGUGCCAAGUUGGCUGGAUGUCCUUUGGGUGGUGGACCAUUCUUGAUACACACGGGAAACGGUUAGGCAUGAAAAACCCAGCAGCGAUGCAGUUCUUGACACAAACCGGUGCACUUGGCACCUACUACCAAUGUUCCCUAGAUAUUUUUUAGACACUGAGCAAAUUUCACGUCUGCUGAGCGCAAACUUGAACAUUGUGAAAAUUCGGUGAUAAGCCUGGUGCACGUUUACCGUGAACACUGAGGCUGUACCCGCUUUAAGUUAGUUUUAACAGUGGCCAAGUAGGCCUACAGCAGCAGCCAAUGUGUGGUGUUCAAUGUAGGCCUACAUUCCAUGAGACUUUUAGAAGAAAAAAAUAAAACCUGUUUAUCUACUUGUCCUUCAGACAAGGAGGUGACUGAAAAUGUUGUGUUUAAUAGAAUAGAAUAAAACUUUAUUGUCCAUCCAGGAUGUUUCUUUGACAUCACCUUCCAUUAAAAGGAUCACAUACACAUACAUUCUCACAUCACACACAUUUAAACUAGUCAGUCCAUCAUGUUGCAUACACUAAAAACAUAGAGGACAUGAAUACAUUCACUCACAACUGACCGCUGUCCCAACUGCACUGGAUAGAUAAGAACAUAUACUGAUACAAGGAUGCAAGAAACCACUUUACAAAAUCAAAUUCAUUAUUAUUCCCAUACCAUUAUUACAGGGAAUCAAGACAAAUUAUGCUACCUUCUGCCUAUUGGCUACUUAGCUUAUUCAAGACAGUCUCAAAAUACAGCACAUCUCUUUACCUGACUCACUUUUCAAAGAUGUCUAGAAACACACACAUUUUGUGCUCUUGUUGGAAGCAACCAUUGUUGACUAGAAGUGAGCUAAAACUGAGCUAAUAACUCACUAACUAGCAAAGGAUAUGAACAAAAUGUGCACACGUGGCUACAUGCAGCUCUCGCUUUGAUCUCAAAACAAGCGCAUCUACUCACAACCGGUCAUGCUGUAAACACAGUCCAGUUCAAAGUAAAUGGCACAGAUCCAUAUAUGGCAAUGGCUAUUUGCAUAUAGGCCUACUGCAGCUCUGAUUGGUUAUGGCCUGAGUGGUGCCUGCCAAUGCAAUACAAUCAUAAUCCAAUGCACUCUGCCUACAAGAAAAUCUCUUGCACAAUUAGUUUUGCAUACUAAAUCUUGCAUUGUUCGUUUUGUUUCGGUAUAUUACAUUGAACGUGGCUAAUAUUGCGUAUGAAAAAUGUAUGCACUCACUAACUGUUAGUCGCUCUGGAUAAGAGCAUCUGCUAAAUGACUAAAACAUUUAAUGUAAAAAUGAUUCAAUCACAAUUCCCACAGUUGAGCGGAACUUUGAUAGUGUUAACUAAAGGGGAAAACUGUAGAAAGUUGAGUGAAGUUCAAUCUCAUGCUUCUCUGCAUGGGUUCAAAGGCACUUAAAUAUUUUGUCUUGCCCAUUCACCCUCAGAAUGGCACACAUACACAAUCCAUGUCUCAAUUGUCUCAAGGCUUAAAAAUCCUUCUUUAACCUGUCUCCUCCCUUUAAUCUACACUAAUUGAAGUGGAUUUAACAAGUGACAUCAAUAAGGUAUCAUAGCUUUCACCUGGAUUCACCUGGUCAGUCUUAUGUCAUGGAAAGAAUGUUCUUAAUGUUUUGUGUACUCAGUGUACAUACUAUAUAUUAUACUGAUAACACUUCAAUUUGUAUUGUAUGAUUAAAUACCCAACUCAGGCAUUAGGGUUUAAUGUUCGUAUUAUAAUGGAUACUCAGAAAAAUCCAUUCCAUCACACAAUAUACUGUAAAUUGAAUACUGGUUGAUGAAGGAAUGUACGUAAAACAGACAGUAUAGUACAGUACAGUAAUUUAAUAAUGGACUUAUUAGAUAAGCAAUACAGUGCAGCAAAGUCACCUUGUCUGGGAACCCCAAGAUCCUCUCCCAUAUACCUUGAGUAUACACACCUUCUGCAUCAUCUCUUUGGUUUGUGUGUGUGUGUGUGCGUCCGUCUGUUUGUACCUUUGUGCGUGUGUUUGUGCAAACGUUUGUCUAUGUGUGUGUGUUUCUCCCUCUCCAGGUCUGAAGACCAUUGUCGGUGCUCUAAUCCAAUCGGUGAAGAAAUUGUCAGACGUUAUGAUCCUCACGGUCUUCUGUCUCAGUGUCUUUGCUCUGAUUGGACUACAGCUCUUCAUGGGCAACCUACGACAAAAAUGCGUGAUUUGGCCAAUCAACUCCACCGAGAACUACUUGGCCAACGGCAGCAAAGGCUUCGACUGGAAUGAAUACAUCAAUAACGACAGUAAGUAGCCUGGCCACAGUCAAACACACCAGGGUUGUGUUCUUAAGAGCACACCAUAGCAAAAUGUUUCCAUUUGCUGAGAAGGUUUGUCAUAUAUCCCUCGACAACACAGUAGGUUGGUUGCACCUUAAUUGGGGAGGAUGGGCUUGUGGUAAUGGCUAGAGCGGAAUCAGUGGAAUGGUAUCAAAUACAUCAAACGCAUGGUUUGAUGCCAUUCCAUUAGCUCCGUUCCAGCCAUUAUUAUGAGCCGUUCUCCCCUCAGCAGCCUCCACUGCUCUACAUAGCUGCAGAGUUUCAACCCAUUUCAACCAAAAUACAGAAAUGGGAAUGUUAUUCUGUGUUUGUUUCUUUCACCAGCCAAUUUCUACUUCCUGCCUGGACAAUUGGAUGCCCUUUUAUGUGGCAACAGCUCAGAUUCUGGGUGAGUAGCUUACAGGCCCCCAGUGUCCGGUCUGGAGCUGAAGUCACGAGCUCUGCUGGUUGGCUACUGCGUAGCAACCUAGCGGUGCCAAAAGCCCUGGUCUGCCGAGAAAGUCUAUGUAAAUUAUGAUUGCCAGAACGACCCCUAAAUGUUUUCUAGACGGCCGUUUUGGGCUCUAAAAUUAGUUUAUUAUGAUCAAUUACGAUCCCCACAGUGAAUUAUUUUCAAGUUCGCUACAAAUCGAGAUAUUUCAUUAAAUAGUGAUCCAUUCUGACUACUACAUUUGUCGUCACACAGGACCACGUGCUGACACAGACCAAUCACGGGCCGGCCCGUGAUCUUUGCACGUGUCUCUCAGGCAGAAUGAAAACAACUACAUCGACCAUGAUCCUUUGCUAUUUACCAGAGGAGGCUGGUUGGAGGAGCUAUAGGAGGACGGGCUCCUAACCAAUUGUGCUAUUAUGUGUGUUUUUUCACGUUAUUUGUAACUUAUUUUGUACAUAAUGUUUCUGCCACCAUCUCUUACGACCGAAAAGAGCUUCUGGAUAUCAGGACAGCGAUUACUCACCUCGAACUGGACAAAGAUUUUUUCUUUAACGAGUCGGACACGAGGGAUUUACUUCAGACACCCGACAAGGCCCAAAUCCCUGUCAUUCGCUGGAGAAAGAGACUGAGAUAUCGGGGACGUAGGUCGGUGUGCCUUGUAAGGAUCCAACGGCGAAUGGGUAAUCUGCCUCUUCCAUCAGUCCUAUUAGCCAACGUACAAUCAUUGGAUAACAAAAUAGACGAGCUACGAUCACGAAUAUCCAACCAACGGGACAUAAAAAACUGUAAUAUCUUAUGUUUCACCGGGUCGUGGCUGAACGACGACAUGGAUAACAUACAGCUGGCAUUACGCUGCAUCGGCAAGAUAGAAUAACGGCCUCCGGUAAGACAAGGGGUGGCGGUCUGUGUAUAUUUGUAAACAACAGCUGGUGCACGAUAUCUAAUAUUAAGUCUCAAGGUCGCCUGAGGUAGAGUAUCUCAUGAUAAGCUGUAGACCACACUAUUUACCAAGAGAGUUUUCAUCUAUAUUUUUCGUAGCUGUCUAUUUAUCACCACAAACCGAUGCUGGCACUAAGACCACACUCAAUAGGCUGUAUAAGGCCAUAAGCAAACAGGAAAAAGCUCAUCCAGAGGCGGCGCUCCUAGUGGCCGGGGACUUUAAUGCAGGGAAACUUAAAUCAGUUUUUUCCUCAAUUCUACCAGCAUGUUAAAUGUGCAACCAGAGCAAAACAAACUCUAGACCACCUUUACGCCAAACACAGAGACGCGUAAUAAGCUCUCCCACGCCCUCCCAUUUGGCAAAUCUGACCAUAAUUUUAUCCUCCUGAUUCCUUCCUGCUUACAAGCAAUAACUAAAGCAGAAUGCACCAGUGACUCGGUCAAUUAAAGAAGUGGUCAGAUGACGCAGAUGCUAAGCUACAGGACUAUUUUGCUAGCACAGACUGGAAUAUGUUCCAGGAUUCUUCCGAUGGCAUUGAGGAGUACACCACAUCAGUCACUGGCUUCAUCAAUAAGUGCAUUGAUGACGUCGUCCCUACAGUGACGGUACGUACAUACCCCAACCAGAAGUCAUGGAUUACAGGCAACAUCCGCACUGAGCUAAGGAACGGGACUCUAACCCGGAAACUUAAAAUAAAUCCCGCUUUGCCCUCCGACGAACCAUCAAACAGGCAAAGCGUCAAUACAGGACUAAGAUUGAAUCGUACUACACCGGCUCCGACGCUCGUCAGAUGUGGCAGGGCUUACAAACUAUUACAGACUACAAAGGGAAGCACAGCCACAAACUGCCCAGUAACACAAGCCUACCAGACGAGCUAAAUCACUUCUAUGCUCGCUUCGAGGCAAGCAACACUGAAGAAUGCAUGAGAGCAUCAGCUGUUCUGGACGACUGUGUGAUCACGCUCUCUGUAGCCAAUGUGUGUAAGACCUUUAAACAGGUCAACAGGAUUACCAGGACAUGUACUCCGAGCAUGCAUUGACCAAUUGGCAAGUGUCUUCACUGACAUUUUCAACCUGUCCUUGACUGAGUCUGUAAUACGAACAUGUUUCAAGCAGACCACCAUAGUCCCUGUGCCCAAGAACACUAAGGUAACCUACCUAAAUGACUACAGACCCAUAGCACUCACGUCUGUAGCCAUGGAGUGCUUUGAAAGGCUGGUCAUGGCUCACAUCAACACCAUUAUCCCAGAAAACCUAGACCCACUCCAAUUUGCAUACCACCCCAACAGAUCCACAGAUGAUGCAAUCUCUAUUGCACUCCACGCUGCCCUUUCUCACCUGGAAAGGAACACCUACGUGAGAAUGCUAUUCAUUGACUACAGCUCAGCAUUCAACACCAUAGUGCCCUCAAAGCUCAUCACUAAGCUAAGGACCCUGGGACUAAACACCUCCCUCUGCAACUGGAUCCUGGACUUCCUGACGGGCCGCCCGUGGUAAGGGUAGAUAUGCCCCCAUUCUCAUUGACGGGGCUGUAGUGGAACAGGUUGAGAGCUUCAAGUUCCUUGGUGUCCACAUCACCAACAACCUAUCAUGGUCCAAACACACCAAGACAGUCGUGAAGAGGGCACGACAAAGCCUAUUCCCCAUCAGGAGACUGAAAAGAUUUGGCAUGGGUCCUCAGAUCCUCAAAAAGGUAUACAGCUGCACCAUCGAGAGCAUCCUGACUGGUUGCAUCACUGCCCGGUAUGGCAAUGGCUCGGCCUCCGACCGCAAGGCACUACAGAGGGUAGUGCGUAUGGCCCAAUACAUCACUGGGGCCAAGCUUCCUGCCAUCCAGGGCCUCUAUACCAGGCGGUGUCAGACGAAGUCCCUAAAAAUUGUCAAAGACUCCAGCCACCCUAGUCAUAGACUGUAGUCUCUGCUUCCGCACGGCAAGCGGUACCGGAGCACCAAGUCUAUGACCAAAAGGCUUCUUAACAGCUUCUACCCCCAAGCCAUAAGACUCCUGAACAGCUAAUGGCUACCCAGACUAUUUGCAUUAUUCCCCCCUCUUUUACGCUGCUGCAACUCUCUGUUCAUUAUCUAUGCAUAGACACUUUAACUCUACCUACAUGUGCAUAUUAUCUCAAUUACCUCGACUAGCCGGUGCCCCCGCACAUUGACUCUGUACCGGUAACCCCUGUAUGUAGCCUCGCUACUGUUAUUUUACUGCUGUUAUUUUUUACUUAUCUAUUGUUUACUUAACACUUAUUUUUCUUAAAACUGCAUUGCUGGUUAAGGGCUUGUAAGUAAGCAUUUCACUGUAAGGUCUACACCUGUUGUAUUCUGCGCAUGUGACAAAUACAAUUAGAUUUUUUAUAUGUUUGAUACCUUUCCAUUUCCAUUCUAGCCAUUACAAUAAGCCCGUCCUCCUAUAGUUCUUCCCACCAGCCUCCUCUGCUAUUUCCGACCACUUUCACCAUGAUCUUUAGUGCCAUUCACCCCCAUAUGGCGAGCUUCAAAUUGAAAUAAUUCUGGCUUUAUGCGCCAUCAGGAGUUUUCCAUAGGUAUAUGUCACGCUAUCACUAUCUACUGGUUUUAAUGUCUAUGGUAGUUACUCUGUCUGUCUGUCUGUCUGUCUGUCUGUCUGUCUCUCUGUUUCCUUGUCUUUCUGUCUGUCUCUGUCCUACUCUUCAGACCCACUGUUCCCUUAUUCCUUCAUUAAACCAGACAACUGUACUAUACAUUUACAUUUUAGUCAUUUAGCAGACGCUCUUAUCCAGAGCGACUUACAGUUAGUGCAUACAUUUUCAUACUGGCCCCCCGUGGGAAACGAACCCACAACCCUGUCGUUGCAAGCGCCAUGCUCUACCAACUGAGCUACAGGGGACCCUAUACGCAGUGCUUAAUUUGAGCCGGACCUCUCCGUUUUGGACAGUUUUGUUCCGGAACCUAUUUGGCCGGAUCCGGUACCUCUCCUGGCAUGAAAUUAUUUUUUUAAACUUUUUAAUAAUAACAAUAAAAGCGAUCAAAGUUCAUUCGAGUUUCCUCUUAGUUAAUUCUCCUGCCCCCACAAAAAAGCGUAAUGUGAAAAAGUAGAUUUUCAACCCUGGCCUAAUAUUCUAAGAGUUGAUUUGGUUUGGGCGGGCCCGAGUUUAUGGUUUGCGCAACUUUGUAAUUUAUGUUUGAGACCAACGCGUGGCGGUGGCUGUGUGAGAAGCGCGCCAGUAAUAUGUCUCACAUAACUAGAAUGAGAUUCACUUUCUAUGAUAUCUCUCUACUCUGAUAGACAUGAGCCUGCAACUCUCAUCUCUCCAGCGUUGGACUUCAUCAUUUAUUUCCAUAUAGAAUCAUUGCCAUGCGAAGGGUUCUGCAGCACCCCUGAUAAAGGUAAAGGCAUUUGCCAAAGUUAUAGAAUUACUGCUGUAUGUUAAAAAAUGAAUGAAAUCAUUCAGAAUAGCCUACUACACCAUGAGAAGGCCUAUAAUUUUGCGACAGAGGAUCAAUAGCUGUGGAUUGUAGCCUAAUAACAAGGAAUAGCCCACAGUCCGGAACGCGCCAUAAAUCUGUUAGUGGAACAACAGCACGCAGACAAAACGGGCCUUUCGCAAUAUUUCAGAUACAAUCGAGGGAAAACACAGGUUGGAAAGCAAAUCGAGGGAAAACACAGGUUGGAAAACUCCUCCUGAAAAGCGAAGACUAUGCUGUAGGCUACCAAACUAUUUGAUCAACUUCCAAAUAUUGUUUUAUGAGAGAGAGAAUGAGAGAGAGAUAGGCUUUUGGCACGAGCGCAUCGGCCAUCACCAGCAAGUGAGCUGCGCAUCUUUGGGUGAGUCAUUGAAACUGGAAAGCAUUUUUAGGACAAUAAUUUCCUCCUCAUAUUGUAGCCUACAAUAUGUGUCUCCACACACCUAGGCCAAGGCUAUUGAUGGAUUCAAGACAAGGUCGUUUUUAUUGAUCUCAGAUUCUCAGUUUGUCAGAGUCAAAGUAGCCUGCCAUUUCGAUCAUUUGUGCGCUAUUAAAAAAGAUUCUUCCAAAGUCUCCAGUCAUGUAAAAUGACGUAGAAUUGCAUGAAAUGCGUUUAGAAAAGGCCCACAUUUUCUCGGACCCUAGGCUACUAAAUAUGUUCCACAUGUGUAAAACUUCUAUAUGUGCCUCUACUCAACUGCUCAAUGCCACUACGCAAAUACGAUGAAAUGCAUGCAAUGCUUAUUAAGGAUAAAGGAUUUUUUUUUCCUUCUUAUGCGUUCUGGUACCUCAGAACUUUUUGUUCCAGCACCUCACGAUUUACAAAUUAAGCACUGACCAUAUGGCAGCCAUGUUGUUAUUGUAUGUAAAUAUUGCUGUGUCAUUGUAUGGUUGUGUGGCCCUCUCCUCUCCCCCCAGCCGCUGCCCUGAAGGCUACACAUGCAUGAAAGCUGGGAGGAAUCCAAACUACGGCUACACCAGCUUCGACAGCUUCGGAUGGGCUUUCCUGGCUCUCUUCAGACUCAUGACACAGGACUUCUGGGAGAACCUCUACAUGCUGGUGAGCACAGAAUGAAAUAGAACAUACCGUAUUAUAUACAUUGCCUCUAUCUAUGAUGUCUUAUAUCUAUGCAGGUGAGACAGGCUUGUUGUUUUACCAAAGGGUAUGUUGGUUUGGUUUUCACUGUUGAGUUAAAUGCAAAAUGUAAACAUGCUUUGUCCACAUAUCCAGUUGGCCGAUUAGCUUUCCUUUGGGACAUAUUGGACCUUUACGUCAGGGACGUCACUAGACUUUCAGAACAUCUGGGGCUCAGUACACUACACCGUUACACACUUCCUCCACCCCAUUACAGUAUAGAUUGCAGUACAUUACACCGUUACACACUUCCUCCACCCCAUUACAGUAUAGAUUGCAGUACAUUACACAUUACACACUUCCUCCACCCCAUUACAGUAUAGAUUACAGUACAUUACACCGUUACACACUUCCUCCACCCCAUUACAGUAUAGAUUACAGUACAUUACACCGUUACACACUUCCUCCACCCCAUUACAGUAUAGAUUACAGUACAUUACACCGUUACACACUUCCUCCACCCCAUUACAGUAUAGAUUACAGUACAUUACACAGUCACACACUUCCUCCACCCCAUUACAGUAUAGAUUGCAGUACAUUACACAUUACACACUUCCUCCACCCCAUUACAGUAUAGAUGACAGUACAUUACACCGUUACACACUUCCUCCACCCCAUUACAGUAUAGAUUACAGUACAUUACACUGUUACACACUUCCUCCACCCCAUUACAGUAUAGAUUACAGUACAUUACACUGUUACACACUUCCUCCACCCCAUUACAGUAUAGAUUAAAGUAUAGUAGAGUGAUAAAGCUGGGGGGAAGGGCAUAUAGUAAUUCCUUAUACCUGAGAUAUAGGGACUUUUAACAAAAUGCCACCCUAUUCCCUAUAUAGUGCACUAUUUUUGGCCAUAGCUUUUCUUGGUAUUUUCCACAAGAAACUGUCAUACAGAUUUUCGCUGCACACUCACAUGAACAGAUGGACAAGCAAAACAAUGAGAUUUCAAAGGUGUUACACAGUUGCACAAAAAUGUUGAUAUGACAAAAGUUGUAUUAAUCGUAUGUUCAGGAUACACAUGGUAUACGCUGUCCAAUAAAUUGCUUACUUUCAGGUUAUUCUCGACAAUGCAACAACAAUAAGAAAUAAGAAAAUAUAAGAAUAUGAACAUAAAGUAAAUGACUCAGUAGAAUAAACAUUUUAGCAUAAGUAUAAUACAGGUAGGUACAAUUUAUAGUACAAUAUUUACAUAUGUAUUGGGGAAGGAGGGGAUGGGGGACAAGUGUUUAAAUUGUGCAGUUUUAGCAAUAAUAAUAAGAGUUUUUAACAAGAAACUGUCUCUGAGCCUGUUGGUAUCAGACCUCAUGCUCCGAUACUGUCUGCCCGACGGUAAGGGAGUGAACAGCUCGUGGCUGGGGUGUGUGUGGUCCUUGAUGAUGCUGCGGGACUUCCUCAGGCACUGUUUCAAGUAGAUGUCCUGGAUGGGAGCACGGUCCCAGUGAUGUCCUGGAUGGGAGCAUGGUCCCAGUGAUGUCCUGGAUGGGAGCAUGGUCCCAGUGAUGUCCUGGAUGGGAGCACGGUCCCAGUGAUGUCCUGGAUGGGAGCAUGGUCCCAGUGAUGUUCUGGAUGGGAGCACGGUCCCAGUGAUGUCCUGGAUGGGAGCACGGUCCCAGUGAUGUCCUGGAUGGGAGCACGGUCCCAGUGAUGUUCUGGAUGGGAGCACGGUCCCAAUGAUGUCCUGGAUGGGAGCACGGUCCCAGUGAUGUCCUGGAUGGGAGCACAGUCCCAGUGAUGUACUGGAUGGGAGCACGGUCGCAGUGAUGUUCUGGAUGGGAGCACGGUCCCAGUGAUGUCCUGGAUGGGAGCACGGUCCCAGUGAUGUCCUGGAUGGGAGCACGGUCCCAGUGAUGUCCUGGAUGGGAGCACGGUCCCAGUGAUGUACUGGAUGGGAGCACGGUCCCAGUGAUGUCCUGGAUGGGAGCACGGUCCCAGUGAUGUCCUGGAUGGGAGCACGGUCCCAGUGAUGUCCUGGAUGGGAGCACGGUCCCAGUGAUGUUCUGGAUGGGAGCACGGUCCCAGUGAUGUCCUGGAUGGGAGCACGGUCCCAGUGAUGUCCUGGAUGGGAGCACGGUCCCAGUGAUGUCCUGGAUGGGAGCACGGUCGCAGUGAUGUUCUGGAUGGGAGCACGGUCCCAGUGAUGUCCUGGAUGGGAGCACGGUCCCAGUGAUGUCCUGGAUGGGAGCACGGUCCCAGUGAUGUCCUGGAUGGGAGCACAGUCCCAGUGAUGUACUGGAUGGGAGCACGGUCCCAGUGAUGUCCUGGAUGGGAGCACGGUCCCAGUGAUGUCCUGGAUGGGAGCACGGUCCCAGUGAUGUCCUGGAUGGGAGCACGGUCCCAGUGAUGUUCUGGAUGGGAGCACGGUCCCAGUGAUGUCCUGGAUGGGAGCACGGUCCCAGUGAUGUCCUGGAUGGGAGCACGGUCCCAGUGAUGUCCUGGAUGGGAGCACGGUCCCAGUGAUGUCCUGGAUGGGAGCACGGUCCCAGUGAUGUCCUGGAUGGGAGCACGGUCCCAGUGAUGUCCUGGAUGGGAGCACGGUCCCAGUGAUGUUCUGGAUGGGAGCACGGUCCCAGUGAUGUCCUGGAUGGGAGCACGGUCCCAGUGAUGUCCUGGAUGGGAGCACGGUCCCAGUGAUGUACUGGAUGGGAGCACGGUCGCAGUGAUGUUCUGGAUGGGAGCACGGUCCCAGUGAUGUCCUGGAUGGGAGCACGGUCCCAGUGAUGUCCUGAAUGGGAGCACGGUCACAGUGAUGUCCUGGAUGGGAGCACGGUCCCAGUGAUGUACUGGAUGGGAGCACGGUCCCAGUGAUGUCCUGGAUGGGAGCACGGUCCCAGUGAUGUACUGGAUGGGAGCACGGUCCCAGUGAUGUCCUGGAUGGGAGCACGGUCCCAGUGAUGUCCUGGAUGGGAGCACGGUCCCAGUGAUGUCCUGGAUGGGAGCAUGGUCCCAGUGAUGUCCUGGAUGGGAGCACGGUCCCAGUGAUGUUCUGGAUGGGAGCACGGUCCCAGUGAUGUCCUGGAUGGGAGCACGGUCCCAGUGAUGUCCUGGAUGGGAGCACGGUCCCAGUGAUGUCCUGGGCCGUCUUCACCACUUGCCGGAGGGCCUUGCGGUCGUGGACGGAGCAAUUCCUGUACCAGAUCGUGAUGCAACUGGUCAGAACGUUCUUGAUGGUGCAGUGGCAGUAUUUGGAGAGGGCCCAGGGUGGCAUGCCAAUGAUCAGAAAUUAUUUCCCAUUGUAUUUUAUCAGACUAUCAGAUCAGACAAGCGAUAGUUGAACCCAGCAGUUCAAGAAGUGCUGGCAUGCAUACACACUACCUGCACAAACAUUAGCGGGUUUUAAGAUUGCAGUAAAUCAUAUACACUGUAUCCAGAGUAUGCUAAGGUCUGUCUGUCUGUGUGUGUGUGUAGAAUCUUUAGUGUACAGUCUGUGUGUGGAACAGGAGGACAGUAGAGUUUAUGUCCUCUUGUCAGUUUGUGGUACUCUGUCUUGCUGAGGACUGUCGCAGUGUGCUGGAUAUUCUUCCCAGCGCUGAGUGUACACCACAUGGGAGGGAAUAGCAUUUGUCAGAACCCAGGAAGUCCUCUCUGUCACUCUCUCUCUCUCUCUCUCUCUCUCUCUCUCUCUCUCUCUCUCUCUCUCUCAAUUCAAUUUCAAUUUCAAUUUAAGGGCUUUAUUGGCAUGGGAAACGUGUGUUAACAUUGCCAAAGCAAGUGAAGUAGAUAGUAAACAAAAGUGAAAUAAACAAUAAAUAUUAACAGUAAACAUUACACUCAGAAGUUUCAAAAGAAUAAAGACAUUUCAAAUGUCAUAUUAUGUCUAAAUACAGUGUUGUAACAAUGUGCAAAUAGUUAAAGUACAAAUGGGAAAAUAAAUAAACAUAAAUAUGGGUUGUAUUUACAAUGGUGUUUGUUCUUCACUGGUUGCCCUUUUCUUGUGGCAACAGGUCACAAAUCUUGCUGCUGUGAUGGCACACUGUGGUUUUUCACCCAGUAGAUAAGGGAGUUUAUCAAAAUUGGGUUUGUUUUCGAAUUCUUUGUGGAUCGCUGUAAUCUGAGGGAAAUAUGUGUCUCUAAUAUGGUCAUACAUUUGGCAGGAGGUUAGGAAGUGCAGCUCAGUCUCUCUCUCUGCCUCAACUCUGCUCCCUAUACACCCUCUCUUAAAGGGCCCUAGUGCAGACCAUACACCCUCUUUUAAAGGGUCCUAGUGCAGACCAUAGUGUAAGUGUACAUCUGAAAUAGCACCUUUUAAUUUGUUCAAAUGUAAGCUUUAUUUUGACAGGGAGUCAAUGCUGAGACCAAGGUCUCUUUUCCUGAUGAGCCCUGUUUAGCACCACAAUACACAUCAAAAUACACAUUAUAAUACACAACAAUACACGAAAAGCAAAACACAAUCAUAAAAAACAGACACAUUCUUCAGUAAAAAGGUCCCCUAACUACCAUCUGAAAUGCCCUAGAGGCACCAAUUCCUCCAAUGUUAAAGUGCAUUGCUUUUACCCAACUCAGUGGGGAUGGAAGGGACCUCCAGAGUUAACCAUCCCUGAGACCGGGUCUGGUGUCGUACGUCUAUAGGUUAAUAAUGAAGUAAGGUAUGAUGGAAGUUUAUGCAGGAGGGCUUUAUAAACAAAAAUAGUUCAAUGCGUCGAUCUAUGUGACUUCAAAGAUGGCCAACCUACAUUCUGAUACAGAAUGCAGUGAUGUGUACUGAACCUAUCGCCCGUAAUAAAGCGUAGUGCGCUAUGAUAAACUGUCCAAUGGCUUCAUACAGUGGCAGCAGCUUUCAUAUAGACAAUAUCCCCAUAGUCAAUACAGUGGCAGCAGCUUACAGAUAGACAAUAUCCCCAUAGUCAAUACAGUGGCAGCUGCAUUUAUAUAGACAAUAUCCCCAUAGUCAAUACAGUGGCAGCUGCAUUUAUAUAGACGAUAUCCCCAUAGUCAAUACCCCCAUAGUCAAUACAGUAGCAGCAGCUUUCAUAUAGACAAUAUCCCCAUAGUCAAUACAGUGGCAGCUGCAUUUAUAUAGACAAUAUCCCCAUAGUCAAUACAGUGGCAGCUGCAUUUAUAUAGACAAUAUCCCCAUAGUCAAUACAGUGGCAGCUGCAUUUAUAUAGACAAUAUCCCCAUAGUCAAUACAGUGGCAGCAGCUUUCAGAUAGACAAUAUCCCCAUAGUCAAUACAGUGGCAGCUGCAUUUAUAUAGACAAUAUCCCCAUAGUCAAUACAGUGGCAGCUGCAUUUAUAUAGACGAUAUCCCCAUAGUCAAUACAGUGGCAGCUGCAUUUAUAUAGACAAUAUCCCCAUAGUCAAUACAGUGGCAGCUGCAUUUAUAUAGACAAUAUCGCCAUAGUCAAUACAGUGGCAGCUGCAUUUAUAUAGACAAUAUCCCCAUAGUCAAUACAGUGGCAGCUGCAUUUAUAUAGACAAUAUCGCCAUAGUCUAUAACCGGUAUGAAUGUCGACUGAAUUAUUUGUUUUCUGCUAUUUAAUGAAAGGCACGACCUAUUGCUAUAAAAGUCUUAAUUUCCUAACUAAUGCAUCAACAUGCUUUUUGAAAGAUAGCUUUUCGUCAAUCCAGAUGGCCAGAUAUUUAUAAGUCUAAAUUUAGCCGCGUUACUGUAGCUACAGCCUGCGCUGGGCUUGUGACAAUCCCCUGUGUGAAAUAUGAAUAUAACUGAGAGAAAUGUCUACUCAUUCAACACAUACAAAUGUAUUACAUGUCACAAUCAUGUUAUGUAUACAUGGAAUGAUGGAAUUCCAAAUAGCAUUCUGAAUCAGAGUGGUUGUUUUAUUUAGAGCUUGGCUCCUGUUUUCCUUUCUCUGCUUGAGUCUCAUGGUCUCUCCGCUGGGGAUAGCAACCCACUGAAAUGAUUGGGCUUGUGUGCUAGCUGGCUGUUGGGGUGUGCUUCCACUGCACUGUUCAUAGAAGACUAGGUCAAAAUGCAGAUAUGGGGGAGUCCAGGCUCCAUUUGAUAAAUAACGCCAAGUUGUGCCCAUGCUGGGAACCUAACACACACACUGGGAACCUAGCUAGCUAACAAAAUGCCGUCAGUGCAUGGAAGUGCUUCUGGUGUUGAGGCAUAUCCAUUAUCAGUUCCUAGCGUCAGAUCAGUUCUACACCUCACUGUUUAUCGGCCUACAUAAUGUCUAUGACAGUGAAUUAGAAUCAUCAUCACACUCUGGUAAGCAGAAGGAAAUCUAAAUGGAAUUUAAUGUGUUGAAGUGGGGAAGUGUUAAAGUACCACCACCAGCAUUUAGAUUCUACACUUCUACACAGCCUGGAUAGGUUCAACAGUACUCAGUAACUGAUACAUAACCUCUGACCUUUAACCUUUGACCUCUACCCUCUAACCCCACCUCAAUAUGAACCUCACGGCCCUGUCAUAUGACCCAGUUAUCAUCGUAAUGAACACGAUCUGGGUAGAGGAGGGGAACAAAUUGACAGCCUCUUCUGGAGGACUGGAUGGGAGACAAGUGUCUGACUCUGCUGUACUCUCUGUUCUCUUCCAGACCCUAAGGACGGCAGGGAAGGGUUAUUGUUCGGGUUAGAGGUCAGGGGUUAUAGGUCAAAUAUCAGUGUACACUCUUAGAAAAAAAGGUGUUAUCUAGAACCUAAAAGGGUUAUUCGGCUGUCCCCAUAGGAUAACCCUUUGAAGAACCCUUUUUGGUUCCAGGUAAAACCCCUUUGGUUCCAGGUUGAACCCUUUUGAGUUCCAUGUAAAACCAUUUCUACAGAAGGUUCUACAUGGAACCCAAAAGGGUUAUACCUGGAAUCAAAAAUAAUUCUACUUGGAACCAAAAAGGGUUCUUCUAAGGGUUCUCGUAUAGGGACAGCCAAAGAACCCUUUUGGAGUGUAUCUGACCCUCUGCUGUCUUCUCUCUCCCCUUCCAGACCCUGCGGGCAGCAGGGAAGACCUACAUGAUCUUCUUUGUGCUGGUGAUCUUCGUGGGGUCCUUCUACCUGGUCAAUCUGAUCCUCGCUGUGGUGGCCAUGGCCUAUGAGGAGCAGAACCAGGCCACAAUGGAGGAGGCUGAGCAGAAAGAGGCGGAGUUCAAGGCCAUGCUGGAGCAGAUCAAGAACCAGCAGGAGGCUGCACAGGUCAGUAUCCCAGUGUCUCUGUGUCUCAGCAUGUCUAUGUGGCUGCCAAAUGGCACCUUUUCCCUGAUACACUGUAUAAUGCACUACUUUUGACCAGGUAGUGCACUAUGUGGAGGGAAACGGGUGCCAUUUCAGAUGCAAUUCAUUGUAACCGUACACUGUUACACUGUAUAUGUGUUUGUUUCUUUGUCUUUGUUGUCACUGUCUCUGCAGGAGGCCGCACAGGUCAGUGUCUGUUCUGUCUGUUCUGUCUGUCUGUAUUUUCUGUCUGCCGGUCUGUCUGUCUGUCAUUCUGUCUGUCUGUCUGUCUGUCUUCCGGUCUGUCUGUCUGUCUGACUGUUCUGUGUGUCUGUAUUUUCUGUCUGUCUGUCUGUUCUGUGUGUCUGUAUUUUCUGUCUGUGUGUCUUUCUGUCUGUCUGUCUGUCUGUCUGUCUGUCUGUCUGUCUGUCUGCCGGUCUGUCUGUCUGUCUGUCUGUCUGUCUGUCUGUCUGUCUGUCUGUCUGUCUGCCUGUCUGUCUGUCUGUCUGUCUGUCUGUCUGUCUGUCUGUCUGUCUGUCUGUCUGUCUGUCUGUCCUGCCUGCCUGUCUGUCUGUCUGUCUGUCGGGCUGUCUGUCUGUCUGUCGGUCGGGUUGUCUGUCUGUUUGUCUGUCUGUCUGUCUGUCUGUCUGUCUGUCUGUCUGUCUGUCUGUCUGUCUGUCUGUCUGUCUGUCUGUCUGUCUCUCAUCAUCGCUCUGUGUAUACUGUACUGCCUGUGCUUACUAUACUCCAGUCCUAUCCUUGACUGUCUGUUUGGUUUAAAUCUGUUGUGUCUAAUAUAAGCAGUGGAGCCGUGUUCGUUACCGUGCUCCUAUACCUCACUGUGUUUGUGACGGAGGUGAGUAACCUUGCCUGAGACCUGAAGAUUUGCAUGGGCUUCCUGAGCCAAUGCCUAGGCUUUGGCUUAGCGGGCUAAUGCACUCUUUUGGCUCACAGCAAACUGGGCUUGGACCCCUGUCUGUCACAUAUGGCUAGUUUAAACCUGUUUAUCCUGAUAUAAGCUGUACAGCCAUGUCUCUGAAGCCAAGCUAUGCAAAAUGGCUGUUCUGCGUACUUGCUUAGCACAAAUACGCAAACUUGCACAGCCCCAAGUAAGUCAAGUGCAGCUGCAGCCCCGCAAUUUGUAUCUCGAUACAACUACACAGGAUUGCCAUUUUUGCGUAGCUAGCUAAAUGCAUUGCGUAUUUGCUUAGGGUAUAGAUUAGACUUCAGUAGGACUGGACACAGACAGGUGUUUUUCUCACUCUCUCUCCCGGUGUGGCGGUCUGCGAUAGGCCAAUGCCAUGGCGACGUCGGCGGGCACGGUGUCGGAGGACGUAGGGGAUGACGACGGCAGGGGGAACCUGUCCUGUAGCUCGUCAGAGAUGUCCAAGCUCAGCUCCAAGAGCGCCAAGGAGCGGCGCAACCGCAAGAAGAAGUGGCGCCAGAAAGAGCAGUCGCAGCGGGAGGAGAAGGGGGACUGCGAGAAAUUCAUCAAGUCCGAGUCGGACGACGGCAGCAAGAGGAGCCGCUUCCAUUUCCCUGACAACCGGCUAGGCCGCAAGUCUUCCAUCAUGAACCAGGUGAGAGGACCAGCGUCAAAGGUCACUGUUUGUCACUGUGCAAUGCAUUCCUGGAGGAAGACAGAAUAGGACUAAAUAACAGCAGUUCAUUUGAGGUCACAUAUUGACACUCCAAUGUUCAAAAUGAUUUUAGUUCCCUUCUAAGUAAAUUUAAACAUUAGGGUUUGGUUUCAGAUUAAGACUAUUUAGAGCUUUGUAACAGGGCUUCGACCACAGAGUAACAGGGCUUCAACCACAGAGUAACAGGGCUUCAACCACAGAGUAACAGGGCUUCAACCACAGAUACAUUCAUCAUAACCUGCUGUUGUAGCUAAAGAUACAGUGGCAUUCAUCAUAACCUGCUGUUCAAAUAAAAUAAAAUGUUAUUUGUCACAUGCCACCUUACCGUGAAAUCCUUACUUACAAGCCCUUAACCAACAAUGCAGUUCAAGAUAUUUACUAAAUAAAAUAAGGUAAAAAAUAAUAAAAAGUUACACAAUAAAAUAACAAUAACGAGGCUAUAUACUGGGGGUACCGGUACAGAGUCAAUGUGCGGGGGUACAGGUUAGUCGAGGUAAUUUGUACAUGUAGGUAGGGAUAAAGUGACUAUGCAUAGAUAGUAGCAGUGUAAAAACAAAUGGAGGAGGAGAGGGGGAAUGUAAAUAGUCCGGGUGGCCAUUUGAUUAAUUGUUCAGCAGUCUUAUGGCUUGGGGGUAGAAGCUGUUAAGGAGCCUUUUGGUCCUAGACUUGGCGAGAACAGUCUAUGACUUGGGUGACUGGAGUCUGACAAUUUUUUGGGCCUUCCUCUGACACCGCCUGGUAUAUAGGUCCUGGAUGGCAGGAAGCUUGGCUCCAGUGAUGUACUGGGCCAUACGCACUACCCUCUGUAGCGCCUUACGGUGAGAUGCUGAGUAGUUACCAUACCAGUCAGGAUGCUCUCGAUGGUGCAGCUUUAGAACUUUUUGAGGAUCUGAGGACCCAUGCCAAAUCUUUUCAUUCUCCUGAGGGGGAAUAGGCUUUGUCGUGCCCUCUUCACUACAGUUUUGGUGUGUUUGGACCCUGAUAGUUUGUUGGUGAUGUGGACACCAAGGAACUUGAAACUCUCGACCCGCUCCACUACAGCCCUGUCGAUGUUAAUGUGGGCCUGUUCGGCCCUCCUUUUCAUGUAAUCCACGAUCAGCUCCUUUGUCUUUCUCACAUUGAGGGAGAGGUUGUUAUCCUGGCACCAUACUGCCAGGUCUCUGACCUCCUCCCUAUAGGCUGUCUCAUCGUUGUCGGUGAUCAGGCCUACCACUGUUGUGUCGUCAGCAAACUUAAUGAUGGUGUUGGAGUCGUGUUUGGCCACGCAGUCGUGGGUGAACAGGGAGUACAGGAGGGGACUAAGCACGCACCCCUGAGGGCCCCCCGUGUUGAGGAUCAGCGUGGCAGAUGUGUUGUUGCCUACACUUCCCACCUGGGGGCGGCCCGUCAGGAAGUCCAGGAUCCAGUUGCAGAGGGAGGUGUUUAGUCCCAGGGUCCUUAGCUCAGUGAUUAGCUUUGUGGGCACUAUGGUGUUGAAUGCUGAGCUGUAGUCAAUGAACAGCAUUCUCACAUAGGUGUUCCUUUUGUCCAAGUAGGAAAGGGCAGUGUGGAGUGCGAUUGAGAUUGCGUCAUCUGUGGAUCUGUUGGGGCAGUAUGCGAAUUGGAGUGGGUCUAGGGUUUCCAGGAUGCUGGUUUUGAUGUGAGCCAUGACCAGCCUUUCAAAGCACUUCAUGGCUACCGACGUGCUAAGGGGCGGUAAUCAUUGUUGUAGCUAAAGAUACAGUAGCAUUCAUCCAAGGCUUGAAUUAUUAACAGUGAAUACAUUAAUGUUUCAGUAGAGCAAAGUGUUGUUUUGUUCUGGGGUCUUUCAUAUUGUACUGUUACUUAGGGGCAGGACAAUACCAGUAUUGCGAUACUCAUUAGCAUCGUGGCAAGGAAACAAAACACAAAGUGGAUUUAACUUCUUUAAUUAAACAGCCCUAAUGUUGGAAACAAAAAUCAUGAUGUUGUCAUCCAGAGUCACAUUUAUUUAUUUUCCAAGCUAUAGCACACAAUAUUUUACAUACAGCAGGUUUUUAAAGGACCAAAGAGUGUGGUCUGCUUCAUGUUUUCAUUUUUGCCAUGGACAAAAUAUUGCGAUACUGGUAUCGUCCCGGCCCUGCUGUAUCUGUUUGUCUCGCCCUGACCUAGAGAACUCUUGUUGGUUGGGUCAGGGUGUGAGUUCAGUUUGAGAUCUAUGUUAUUGUAUUUCUAUGUUGAAUCUAGUAUUUGUAUUUCUAUGUUUGGCCGGGUGUGAUUCCCAAUCAGAGGCAGCUGUCGCUCCUUGUCUCUGAUUGGGGAUCAUACUUAAGUAGCCUGGUUGCCUACCUUAGUUGUGGGAUCUUGUUUGUGUUCCUGGUUAGGCUUGUUGUGAGUAUAGCCCAUAGGACUUCACGUUACGUUGCUUUUGUUGUUUUGUCAAGUGUUUAUCUUCAUUAAUAAAUAUGUACACAUACCACGCUGCACCUUGGUCUGACCUGUCUCUCAACGAUUGUGACACUGUUCAACAACACAGGGCAGGACUCCAGCUUAUAGUAUAUGAGUAUUCAAACCCCUGAAAAUAACUGUUAUUUAAACGCAAAGCGAUGCAUUCAUGUGAUUUCUAUUGGUGUUAGAACUAGGUUUUUGUCAGAGACCAUCAUCAUUAUCAUCCGUACUAGAGAAUAGGCCCUCUCACCAGAUGAGUACUCACAGGCUAGUGACCAUAAACGUGUCAAAUCAGCAGAGUGAACACGUAUAUAACAGUAGUAAGAUGAUUGAUACAGUACAAGUCCAGGUUCACAGUGAGAACAGUAGUAGACACACUGCAGGCACGACUCCAACACUAUCAUUACGUUUGCCGAUGACACAACAGUGGUAGGCCUGAUCACCAACAACGACGAGACAGCCUAUAGGGAGGAGGUCAGAGACCUGGCAGUGUGGUGCCAGGAUAACAACCUCUCCCUCAACGUGAUCAAGACAAAGGAGAUGAUUGUGGACUACAGGAAAAGGAGGACUGAGCACACCCCCAUUCUCAUCGACGGGGCUGUAGUGGAGCAGGUUGAGAGCUUCAAGCUCCUUGGUGUCCACGUUACCAACAAACUAUCAUGGUCCAAACACACCAAGACAGUCGUGAAGGCACAACAAAGCCUAUUCCCCCUCAGGAGACUGAAAAGAUUUGGCAUGGGUCCUCAGAUCCUCAAAAAGUUAUACAGCUGCACCAUCGAGAGCAUCCUGACUGGUUGCAUCACUGCCUGGUAUGGCAACUGCUCGGCCUCCGACCGCAAGGCCUCCGACCGCAAGACACUGCCCAGUACAUCACUGGAUCCAAGUUUCCUGCCAUCCAGGACCUCUAUACCAGGCGGUGUCAGAGGAAGGCCCUAAAAAUGGUCAAAGACUCCAGCCACCCUAGUCAUAGACUGUUCUCUCUGCUACCUCACGGCAGCCGGUACCGGAGCGCCAAGUCUAGGUCCAAAAGGCUUCUUAACAGCUUCUACCCACAAGCCAUAAGACUCCUGAACAGCUAAUCAAAUGGCUACCCAUACUAUUUUUUACACACUUAGGAAUGUGAUCAGAACCUUAUCUUAUUCAUUUAGGCUAACCCCUGGCUUAGUCAGCCAGAUGCGGAGAUGGACAGCUGUCACUCUCGGCUGUGCGCGCGCUGACUACCUAGCAUUACGUUAGCUUUGAGCUCUUGAGUGUCGUGGACCUUUCGAUUAUUAUGGAUCCCUUCAACAGUUUGGAGCCUGUGAUAUCAGUUCCUGUUAGCCGAAAGAUUCAACUUUUUAAACAAGCUCAUGAAAAGGAGAGAGCCAAGAUUCAGCAACGGGAAACAAUAAUAGACUACUGGCUGCAAACCUACGGAGGGCUGAGGGCUGUGUCAGAGGGCUGUGUCAGAGGGCUGUGUCAGAGGGCUGUGAGAGGGCUGUGUCAGAGGGCUGUGUCAGAGGGCUGUGUCAGAGGGCUGUGUCAGAGGGCUGUGAGAGGGCUGUGUCAGAGGGCUGUGUCAGAGGGCUGUGUCAGAGGGCUGUGAGAGGGCUGUGUCAGAGGGCUGUGAGAGGGCUGUGUCAGAGGGCUGUGUCAGAGGGCUGUGAGAGGGCUGUGUCAGAGGGCUGUGUCAGAGGGCUGUGAGAGGGCUGUGAGAGGGCUGUGUCAGAGGGCUGUGUCAGAGGGCUGUGAGAGGGCUGUGUCAGAGGGCUGUCAGAGGGCUGUGUCAGAGGGAUGUGAGAGGGCUGUGUCAGAGGGCUGUGUCAGAGGGUUGUGAGAGGGCUGUGUCAGAGGGCUGUGUCAGAGGGCUGUGUCAGAGGGCUGUGUCAGAGGGUUGUCAGAGGGCUGUGUCAGAGGGCUGUGUCAGAGGGCUGUGUCAGAGCUGUGUCAGAGGGGCUGUUGUCAGAGGGCUGUGUCAGAGGGCUGUCAGAGGGCUGUGAGAGGGCUGUGUCAGAGGGUUGUGUCAGAGGGCUGUGUCAGAGGGUGUCAGAGGGCUGUGUCAGAGGGCUGUGUCAGAGGGCUGUGUCAGAGGGCUGUGAGAGGGCUGUGUCAGAGGGCUGUGAGAGGCUGUGUCAGAGGGCUGUGUCAGAGGGCUGUGUCAGAGGGCUGUGUCAGAGGGCUGUGUCAGAGGGCUGUGAGAGGGCUGUGUCAGAGGGCGUGUGAGAGGGCUGUGUCAGAGGGCUGUGUCAGAGGGCUGUGUCAGAGGGCUGUGUCAGAGGGCUGUGAGAGGGCUGUGUCAGAGGGUGAAGGGUGUGUCAGAGGGCUGUGUCAGAGGGUGUGUCAGAGGGCUGUGUCAGAGGGCUUGUAGAGGGCUGUGUCAGAGGGCUGUGUCAGAGGGUGGAGGGUGUGAGGGGCUGUGUCAGAGGGCUGUGAGAGGGCUGUGUCAGAGGGUGUGAGAGGGGGCGAGGUGUGUCAGAGGGCUGUGUCAGAGGGCUGUGUCAGAGGGCUGUGUCAGAGGGCUUUGUCAGAGGGCUGUGUCAGGGGGCUGUGUCAGAGGGCUGUGCCACUGCAACAAUAAGAAUCAAUCCAUCCUUGACCGGCAAUUAAUUAAAUCCUUCCCUAAAUUGUAUACAAUCAAACUCAAAAAGCUUCCCUGGAUUUAUCCUACAGAUAAAAACCUGUUAAACCCCCAGAAACUGUUUUCCAAAAGUUGCCGCUAAGAAAACCCACAUUGUAUAUACACUGUUCACCCUCUGGAUACAAUACAUCGGCUAUUUACACAAUAUAGUUGAAACAAAUGGAAUAUUUUAAUGUUGAUUUAAGUAUCGAUACUUUAUUACACGUAACUGUUUAAAACCCAAUUGGGAUAGUUUUUGUAUUGCAGUUCUGUUGUUUGGGGUGGAUAUAUAGCGUUUUGCCACAUAACAUGAUUAUUUGUCUAAAAUAAAAUUACCUUGGAAUAUAUUUCAAACUAAAUCAUGUCUGUCUCUUCAGUAGACCCUUUUAUUUUUGUAUUCUUUAUUUUUAUUUUUUAUUUAACCUUUAUUUAACUAGGCAAGUCAGUUAAGAACAAAUUCUUAUUUACAAUGACGGCCUACCAAAAGGCAAAGGCCUCCUGUGGGGACGGGGGCUGGGAUUUAAAAAUAAAAAUGUAGGACAAAACACACAUCACAACAAGAGAGACAACACAACACUACAUAAAGAGAGACCUAAGACAACAACAUAGCAUGGCAGCAACACAUGACAACACAGCAUGGUAGCAACACAACAUGACAACAACAUGGUAGCAACACAACAUAGCAGCAGCACAAAACAUGGUACCAACAUUAUUGGGCACAGACAACAGCACAAAGGGCUGUAUCAUGAAUGUCAUGGAUACAUUAGAACUAGUAGAUAUAUGGAGGCUUAAAUAUCCUGAUCUAGUUAGAUAUACAUGGCGGAGACUCAAUCAAGCUAGUCGUCUUGACUUCUUUCUUAUGUCAUUCUCGUUGGCACCAAAAGUUAAAAAAGUGUUGAUAGGGGACAGAAUGCGGUCGGACCAUCAUAUAAUUGGCAUAUACAUUACUCUUACUGAAUUUCCAUGUGGGCGAGGAUAUUGGAAAUUUAAUCAAAGCCUGUUGGAUGAUAACUUGUUUUUAACUAGGACAGAGGAAUUUAUAACUGAUUUUUUCUGACAUAACAUAGGUACAGCAAAUCCCCGUAUUGUAUGGGACACCUUUAAAUGUGCCUUUAGAGGCCAUGCAAUUCAGUACUCAUCUCGAAAACAAAAGCAAUUUAGGUCAAAAGAGUCCACAUUAACAACGGAAAUAGAAGGUCUAACAGAACAGAUACAGUGGGGAGAACAAGUAUUUGAUACACUGCCGAUUUUGCAGGUUUUCCUACUUACAAAGCAUGUAGAGGUCUGUAAUUUUUAUCAUAGGUACACUUCAACUAUGAGAGAUGGAAUCUAAAACAAAAAUCCAGAAAAUCACAUUGUAUGAUUUUUAAGUAAUUCAUUUGCAUUUUAUUGCAUGACAUAAGUAUUUGAUCACCUACCAACCAGUAAGAAUUCCGGCUCUCACAGACCUGUUAGUUUUUCUUUAAGAAGCCCUCCUGUUCUCCACUCAUUACCUGUAUUAACUGCACCUGUUUGAACUCGUUACCUGUAUAAAAGACACCUGUCCACACACUCAAUCAAACAGACUCCAACCUCUCCACAAUGGCCAAGACCAGAGAGCUGUGUAAGGACAUCAGGUAAAAUUGUAGACCUGCACAAGGCUGGGAUGGGCUACAGGACAAUAGGCAAGCAGCUUGGUGAGAAGGCAACAACUGUUGGCGCAAUUAUUAGAAAAUGGAAGAAGUUCAAGAUGACGGUCAAUCACCCUCGGUCUGAGGCUCCAUGCAAGAUCUCACCUCGUGGGGCAUCAAUGAUCAUGAGGAAGGUGAGGGAUCAGCCCAGUACUACACGGCAGGACCUGGUCAAUGACCUGAAGAGAGCUGGGACCACAGUCUCAAAGAAAACCAUUAGUAACACACUACGCCGUCAUGGAUUAAAAUCCUGCAGCGCACGCAAGGUCCCCCUGCUCAAGCCAGCGCAUGUCCAGGCCCGUCUGAAGUUUGCCAAUGACCAUCUGGAUGAUCCAGAGGAGGAAUGGGAGAAGGUCAUGUGGUCUGAUGAGACAAAAAUAUAGCUUUUUGGUCUAAACUCCACUCGCCGUGUUUGGAGGAAGAAGAAGGAUGAGUACAACCCCAAGAACACCAUCCCAACCGUGAAGCAUGGAGGUGGAAACAUCAUUCUUUUGGGAUGCUUUUCUGCAAAGGGGACAGGACGACUGUACCAUAUUGAGGGGAGGAUGGAUGGGGCCAUGUAUCGCGAGAUCUUGGCCAACAACCUCCUUCCCUCAGUAAGAGCAUUGAAGAUGGGUCGUGGCUGGGUCUUCCAGCAUGACAACGACCCGAAACACACAGCCAGGGCAACUAAGGAGUGGCUCCGUAAGAAGCAUCUCAAGGUCCUGGAGUGGCCUAGCCAGUCUCCAGACCUGAACCCAAAAGAAAAUCUUUGGAGGGAGCUGAAAGUCUGUAUUGCCCAGCGACAGCCCCUGAAACCUGAAGGAUCUGGAGAAGGUCUGUAUGGAGGAGUGGACCAAAAUCCCUGCUGCAGUGUGUGCAAACCUGGUCAAGACCUACAGGAAACGUAUGAUCUCUGUAAUUGCAAACAAAGGUUUCUGUACCAAAUAUGAAGUUCUGCUUUUCUGAUGUAUCAAAUACUUAUGUCAUGCAAUAAAAUGCAAAUUAAUUACUUAAAGAUCAUACAAUGUGAUUUUCUGAAUUUUUGUUUUAGAUUUUGUCUCUCACAGUUGAAGUGUACCUAUGAUAAAAAUUACAGACCUCUACAUGCUUUGUAAGUAGGAAAACCUGCAAAAUCGGCAGUGUAUCAAAUACUUGUUCUCCCCACUGUAGAUAGCAAUAAAAACUGUAACAUAGAGGCUCAGAAUAAAUUAGAGGAAAAACAAAAAGCAAUGGAGAAACUUAUUCAAGAAAGAUCAAGUGUAAUAUAUUAUAAAAAUAAAGCGAACUGGAUGGAAUAUGGGGGAAAAUGCACCAAAUUCUUUUUUAAUCUUCAACAUAGGAAUGCUACCAAAAAUAAUUUAUGGAAACUGGUUACAAAUUAUGGAGUCACCCAUGAUUCACCAAAUGAUAUUUUGAAGGAGGAAACAAAGUACUUUAAGCAUAUGUUUUUGUUUCAGUCGCCUCCAUCUCCUCUAACUGAAGCUAAUUGUAGAGAUAUUUUUUUCUAUUGAUAAUGUAAAAUGAACAGCCAUACAGAAAGACUCACGUGAAGGUGAAAUUACAGAGGAGGAACUUCUGGAUGCAAUUAAAGACUUUAAGUCCGGGAAAACUCCAGGGUUGGAUGGCAUACCAGUCGAGGUAUACCAAACCUUUUUUGAUAUACUCAGAGGACCGUUAUUAGCAUGUUUUAAGCCACUGCUAUGUAAAUGGUAGAUUAUCAGACACUCAAGAAGAAGGUCUGAUUUCAUUAUUACUGAAACAGGAUACAAGUGGAAAAUAUAAAGAUCCAGUCCAUUACAAAAAUUGGCGGCCCCUUACACUUCAGUGUUGUGAUGCAAAGAUUCUAGCAAAAUGUAUAACGCAUAGAAUUAAAAAGGUAUUGUUGGACAUUAUUCAUUCUAAUCAGACAGGUUUUUUACAUGGGCGAUACAUUGGAGAUAAUAUAAGGCAAGUACUGGAAACAAUAGAACACUAUGAAAAAUCUGGGAAAACAGGCCUACUAUUCAUAGCAGACUUCGAAAAGGCAUUUGAUAAAGUACAGCUGGGGUUUAUAUAUACUGUAGAAGCAUACCAGAUGGACAUCAUGAAAAUGAUCGGAGGAAGUUCAGGAGUAAAAACAAACAAAAUAUAAUUAUUGACUGUGUCCAUAAAAUGUAUAUAGUAUGUAUAAGCUGGAAGUAGAGGCCUAAGCAUUGUUGUUCACUAGUUUACUCCAAUUAGGGAAGGGAUGGUGGGGUUGGAAAGUAAUAAAGGGAAAUAUAUAUAUUUUUAAAAGAUGUGUAUGUAUAUAUGUAUGUAUAUGCGUAUAUGUAUGUAUGUGUAUGUAUGUGUGUGUGUGUGUGUGCGUGUAUGUAUGUAUGUAUGUGUAUAUAUAUAUAUAUAUAUGCGGCGAAAAAAGAAGAAAAUAAAACAUAUGAUGCAGAUGAUGGAAGUGAUGCUGACAAUUACAUUGAUUGAAGUUACAAUCUAUCUGCAAUAUUAAAGCUGAUCUACCCACUAAGAAAAAAAAAAGAAGGUAGAGACAACACAUCACGCGAAGCAGCCACAACUGUCAGUAAGUGUCCAUGAUUGAGUCUUUGAAUGAAGAGAUGGAGAUAAAACUGUCCAGUUUGAGUGUUUUUUGCAGCUCGUUCCAGUCGCUAGCAUGACCUUUGUUUUGGAGGUGUUCAGAACAAGGUUAAGGGCAGAGAAAGCUUGUUGGACAGUAAGAAAGCUUGGUUGUAGUGUUUAACACAAAAUCUGGGGAUGGGCCAGUUGAGUAUAAGACUGUAUCAUCUGCAUGGAUGAGAGAGCUUCCUACUGCCUGAGCUAUGUUGUUGAAUGUCACGGUAAGAUGAAAAAAUAAUAGCACUGUCUCUUUGACAAGAUGUGUUUUUAUUUUGAAUUAAUGUAAAUUUACAGACAUUUCUGAAAAUGGCUUCAUUUAGACAGAAAUAGACGUUGAGAGAAAGGCAGGAGGAUAUCAAGUAGCAGAGGUGGUUGUGGAGAUCGAACCCAUGACCUUCAGCGCUAUGAUGUGAUUUGUGUUACAACUAUAUACAUUUCAAUCAUUCACUCACUCGUCUCCUAUCCUUAUUUCCUCUCCUUGUCUCCUUGUCCCCUGCAGUCCCUCCUCAGUAUCCCCGGCUCACCGUUUCUGUCGAGGCACAACAGCAAGAGCAGCAUCUUCAGCUUCAAGGGCCGCGGCAAAGACGUGGUCUCAGAAAAUGAGUUUGCCGACGACGAGCACAGCACAGUGGAAGAGUGCGAAGAGAGACGGGGCUCCCGGUUCAGCCCGUACCGGCGGAGCAGCUACACGGGCUACCACCACGGCGGCGGGAAGAGGAACUCGACGGUGGACUGCAACGGCGUGGUGUCUCUGAUCAGUCCGGGGACCGGCGGACGCCUUCUGCCUGAGGUGAAAAUAGAUAAGGCAACUGGUGACGACAGUGUAAGGAAGUCAAUGAGUAACUCAGACCCGUCUUGUCUAGGCAUGGCCCCCUCCUUCUCGCUCUUACUCUCUCUCUCUCUCUCUCUCUCUCGACUUUCUCGCUUCCCUCACUUUCUUAUUCUCUCUCUCUCUUCUCGACUUUCUUCUUUGCAAGUCCGUAUGUCUGCGCUAUCUGCGCUCGCCCUCCUCCCCUGCUCCUAGUAUGUAGUGUAUGCUAUGCUGCCCCCCAACACUAGCCAAAUAAGCAAAAUAGAGAAACUUUAGUUUAUCAGAAAAAAAGGUUCUUAUUGUUACUUUAUAACUGGGUUUUUCAGUGACUUCCAACAUACUGUUGUUUUAUAUCUCAAGGUUUUGAUUUCCACACGCCAAACAGUGUGACAUUACAUUGACAUUAAAGGGAUAGUUAGAGAUUUUGGCAAUUAAGCCCUUGCUCCUGUAGACUUCCAGUCAUUGCGCUAACGUUAGUUAGUAUUGGCUCCAGAAACUACCUUCAACUUCCUUCAAACUGCACACAGGGACAUUCAAAUGGUAUACACGAGUUCAUCUGACUCUGGGUAAAUAAAAAAGGGCUUAAUUGCCAAAGUCUUGAACUAUUUCUUUAACAUUUUACAAAUUUAGCAAACUCUCUUAUCUUAAGGGCGACAAACAGUCAGUGCCUUCAACUAAAAUACAGUAGGUAAAAACAACCACAUAUCACAGUCAUUGUAAGUAAAAACCCUCUUCAAAAUAGCCAAAAUAGUCCCUUCCUUUUCAAACAAUCCGCAGUGAACAAACCAAACAAAACAAAAAAGCCAAACCAAUGUUUCUCUCGUGCUAGUAAGCAGCAUGGUAGUUUGACCUGGCCCUUCUACAGGUGUUGUACAGUGUUUCUAACUUAGCCAGCAUGAUAGCAACUAAUCUAGUGACUAUGGUGUCUCUCCUCUCCUUCUCUUUGACUUGGUGCAUGCUCAAUGCAUGACGACUGGAAGGAUCUCAAUCCCAAUAAUGUUGCCCCUAAUGUUCUCUACGGUAACCACACUACUCUUCCCUCUACGUUCUCCUCAAAUGCUACAGGAUUUUUUACAAGACUUGAAGGUGAUAUUCUAGGGUCAAAAAGUACUAUCACAUAGUGUGGAGUACUGAGUAUGGAGGCGUUAAGGACAGGAUAAUGAUUAGAAGGUAAAAUAUAGUGGCAGAAUUGGCACAUUUAGGCAGGGGGACAUUUAGGUUGGUUCAGACGUAAUGGUUGGUUCAGAGAAUAGGUAAGUAACACUGUGAAUACAUAAACACACGUACAAAACACUUCCCUUCUCAAUUUCUGAAUAUUCAAAUGUUAUUCAAGUAUUAUGUAAUAAGGUCACAAUAAUAGUCAAAUAUUGCUAUACCACUGCUCUCACUCUGGCUGUGAAUGACCUGCAUGUUUCUAGACACAGCAUACUCUCCCUACCAUCAGCGUCCAUCGAUAACAAGACAAAUACAUUACUACCCUGUGUGCCAACCAAAAAUUUACCAACUUACAAUUUAUCCCACCCUUCCGUCCAAUCCAAUCCAAUCUUGUUACAAGUGCACUUCCCUCCCUGGCCAGCGAUGGCGCUGUACGGUGGUGUUCAUGGUUUGACUACCAUCAGUGCUUGAUUCUUCUUCUUCCUCCUGGCAGCCCACUACUGAGGUUGAGGUGAAGAAGAAGCUGUCUGGUUCCCUGAUGGUGUCUGUGGACCAGCUCAAUACCUCCUUCGGAAGGAAAGAGCGGGCCAACAGUGUCAUGAGCGCCAUCACCAACACUCUAGCGGAGGGUACUGCCCCUAUGCUUUAAAGCUCCCUACACCUAACAAGUUUCAAAUCUGAUGUAGAAGAAAGGCAUAUUUUCUUAGUCUAAAUUCUCUCUUACCUUUUUGGAGGAACAGUUAUUUCUAUCUCACUGCUUUAAGAUACAGUGAGGGACAAAAGUAUUUGAUCCCCUGCUGAUUUUGUACGUUUGCCCACUGACAAAGACAUGAUCAGUCUAUAAUUUUAAUGGUAGGUUUAUUUGAACAGUGAGAGACAGAAUAACAACAAAAAAAUCCAGAAAAACGCAUGUCAAAAAUGUUAUACAUUUAUUUGCAUUUUAAUGAGGGAAAUAAGUAUUUGACCCCUCUGCAAAACAUGACUUAGUACUUGGUGGCAAAACCCUUGUUGGCAAUCACAGAGGUCAGGCUACAUUUCUUGUAGGUGGCCACCAGGUUUGCACACAUCUCAGGAGGGAUUUUGUUCCACUCCUCUUUGCAGAUCUUCUCCAAGUCAUUAAGGUUUCGAGGCUGACGUUUGACAACUCGAACCUUCAGCUCCCUCCACAGAUUUUCUAUGGGAUUAAGGUCUGGAGACUGGCUAGGCCACUCCAGGACCUUAGUGUGCUUUUUCUUGAGCCACUCCUUUGUUGCCUUGGCCGUGUGUUUUGGGUCAUUGUCAUGCUGGAAUACCCAUCUACGACCCAUUUUCAAUGCCCUGGCUGAGGGAAGGAGGUUCUCACCCAAGAUUUGACGGUACAUGGCCCCGUCCAUCGUCCCUUUGAUGCAUUGAAGUUGUCCUGUCCCCUUAGCAGAAAAACACCCCCAAAGCAUAAUGUUUCCACCUCCAUGUUUGACGGUGGGGAUGGUGUUCUUGGGGUCAUAGGCAGCAUUCCUCCUCCUCCAAACACGGCGAGUUGAGUUGAUGCCAAAGAGCUCGAUUUUGGUCUUGUAGCCCAUUCCAGCCUUGUGUAGGUCUACAAUCUUGUCCCUGACAUCCUUGGAGAGCUCUUUGGUCUUGGCCAUGGUACAGAGUUUGGAAUCUGAUUGAUUGAUUGCUUCUGUGGACAGGUGUCUUUUAUACAGGUAACAAGCUGAGAUUAGGAGCACUCCCUUUAAGAGUGUGCUCCUAAUCUCAGCUCAUUACCUGUAUAAAAGACACCUGGGAGCCAGAAAUCUUUCUGAUUGAGAGGGGGUCAAAUACUUAUUUCCCUCAUUAAAAUGCAAAUCAAUUUAUAAAAUUUUUGACAUGCGUUUUUCUGGAUUUUGUUGUUGUUAUUCUGUCUCUCACUGUUCAAAUAAACCUACCAUUAGAAUUAUAGACUGAUAAUUUCUUUGUCAGUGGGCAAACGUACAAAAUCAGCAGGGGAUCAAAUACUUUUUUCCCUCACUGUAAGAUAAGAUCCGAUUUUUAUCGAAUGGGACCAACUGAGGUGCCCUGCACGCUCAUUGGACGAACAGUUCUAAAUCUCCUAUAUCUGUAUCUAUAGCUACACUGAAUGUACAAAACAUUAGGAACACCUUCCUAAUAUUGAGUUGCACCCCCCCUUUUGCCCUCAGAACAGCCUCAAUUCAUCGAGGCAUGGACUCUACAAGGUGUCAAGCGUUCCACAGGGAUGCUCGCCCAUGUUGACUCCAAUGCUUCCCACAGUUGUGUCAAGUUGGCUGGAUGUCCUUUGAGUGGUGGACCAUUCUUGAUACACACUGUAAAACUGUUGAGCGUGAAACACCCAGCAGCGUUGCAGUUCUUGACACAAACCGGUGCGCCUGGCACCUACUACAAUACCCCUGUCAAAGGCACUUACAUUUUUUGUCUUGUCCAUUCAUCCUCAGAAUGGCACACAUACACAAUCCAUGUCUCGAUUGUCUCAAUGCUUAAAAAUCAUUUUUUAACAUGUGACAUCAAUAAGGGAUCAUAGCUUUCACCUGGAUUUGCCUGGUCAGUCUGUCAUGGAAAGAGCAGGUGUUCCUAAUGUUUUGUACACUCACUGUAUAUCUUGUCAUUCUUGUACUGACAGAUACUUCAUGACAGACAUAUUAUUAUAUAUUACAUAUACAGAACGUAUUAUUAUUUCGUAACAUUUAUCAGUAGCAGACCUUGAUUCAAAAACGAUUUGCUUUCUUUCAAAUACUUUUCCUUUAGCCUGCCUGGAGUGGCACGUUGGUGGGGGUUUGCACUGUUGGGGACUUUUCUAUUGUUUAGAUUUUUGAUAUAUUCCUUUCCUGGCGGGUCUCUUAAACAAUUUUCUCAGAACUGGAGGAGUCCCAGCGUAGUUGUCCACCGUGCUGGUAUAAGUUCUCCAACAUCUUCCUCAUCUGGGAGUGUUGUCCCAUCUGGUUGAAAAUCAAAGAGAUCGUCAACCUGAUCGUCAUGGACCCCUUCGUGGACCUGGCCAUCACCAUCUGUAUCGUCCUCAACACCCUCUUCAUGGCAAUGGAGCACUACCCCAUGACCCCGCACUUUGAGGAGGUGCUGUCCGUGGGAAACCUGGUGAGGAUUUCACUAUCUCUUUUUUGUGUGGUAUUACUGCAAUCGCUUUAAUUUUACAGUUGUUUUAAGCUGGUACUUACAGGGCACUUCACCACUUUUUAACCUUAAAAAGUGGUGCAGUGCCCCUUUAAAAGGUACUUUAAGCUGGUACUUUGAGCUGGGACUAACCUGGUAUUUGUAUAGUAUUAAAACCCCAUUCGACAAAUGACGAGUGGCCUCAUUGGCGGAAUGUUAUUAAUAUUUUUCAUAAUAUCAUAAUUAAUCAAAACAUUUCUUUUUUUAAACAGCCGAAAAUCUGGUGUUUCUAUGUCAAACAGUUUUGUUAUAUUUCAGUCUUCUGUGAUGUAUAUAACGUGUAAUAUUGGGUUGCAAACUCUAAAUGUAAUGCAUUUCAACUCUAUAUCUGACAUAGUACAGGUGUCUUCUUUUUUUAAAAGCCUAUAACCAUGUGUGUGAGGUGUAUACUUUGUUACAAAGUAGAUUUGUUUAAGACUACCAAGUAACACUCUGUGUGACCCUGAUUUAGCCCACUGCAGUAAAAGGUUAACUAAGAAAGUAUGUGGAAGCGUAGAGGCCAGGGGACAGGAAGGACUGUAGGAGAGUAUGUGCCAAAUUGGUAGUGGGACAGAUACACUACAUGGCCAAAAGUAUGUGGACACCUGUUCGUCAAACAUCUCAUUCCAAAAUCAUGGGCAUUAAUAUGGAGUUGGUCGCCCCUUUGCUGCUAUAACAGCCUCCACUCUUCUGGGAAUGCUUUCCACUAGAUGUUGGAACAUUGCUGUGGGGACUUGAUUCCAUUCAGCCACAAGAGCAUUAGUGAGGUUGAUUAGAACUAGUGUUGGGUGAUUAGAACUGGCUCGCAGUCGGCGUUCCAAUUCAUCCCAAAGGUGUUCGAAGGGAUUGAGGUCAGGGCUCUGUGCAGGCCAGUCAAGUUCUUCCACACCGAUCUCGACAAACCAUUUCAGUAUGCACCUUGCUUUGUGCACGGGGGCAUUGCCAUGCUGAAACAGGGAAGAGCAAAGUUGGAAGCACAGAAUCGUCUAGAAUGUCAUUGUAUACUGUAGUGUUAAGAUUUACCUUCACUGGAACUAUGAAAAACAGCCCCAGACCAUUAUUCCUCCUCCACCAAACGUUACAGUUGGCACUAUGCAUUGGGGCAGGUAGCGUUCUCCUGGCAUCCGCUAAACCCAGAUUCGUCCGUGGGACUGCCAGAUGGUGAAGUGUGAUUCAUCAAUACAGAGAACGCAUUUUCACUGCUCCAGAGUCCAAUGGCGUCGAGCUUUGUAAGGCUGCUCGGUCAUGGAAACCCAUUUCAUGAAGCUCCCGACGAACAGCUCUUGUGCUGACGUUGAUUCCAGAGGUAGUGAGUGAUGCAACCGAGGACAGACGAUUUAGCGCAUGUCGGUCCCGUUCUGUGAGCUUGUGCGGCCUACCACUUCGCGGCUGAGCCGUUGUUCCUCCUAGACGUUUCCACUUCACAAUAACAGCACUUACAGUUGACCGGGGCAGCUCUAGCAGGGCAGAAAUUUGACAAACAGACUUAUUGGAAAGGUGGCAUCCUAUGACGAUGCCACGUUGAAAGUCAAUGAGCUCUUCAGUACCGGCCAUUCUACUGCCAGUGUUUGUCUAUGGAGAUUGCAUGGCAGUGUGCUCGAUUUUAUACACCUGUCAGCAACGUGUGUGGCUGAAAUAGCUGAAUCCACUAAUUUGAAGGGGUGUGAUAUAUAUGCGUGUGGACUAAGCGCUAGCUAGACCACUCCAGGCCAAUCUCUCUUCUAAGAGGGUCGAAGGAGAGAGAGAGAGAGAGGAGAGAGAGAGCGAGAGAGAGAACAGAGAGAGCAGAGAGAGAGAGAGAGAGAGGAGCGAGAGAGAGAGAGAGAGAAAGAGAGAGGAGAGAGAGAGAGCAGAGAGAGGAGAGAGAGAGAGAGAGGAAGAGGAGAGAGAGAGAGAAGAAAGAUAGAGAGACGAGAGAAAAAGAAAGCGAAACUAUCUGCUGGCUCUCUCCUCUCUCUCUCUCUCUCUCUCUCUCUCUCUCUCUCUCUCUCUUCUCUCUCUCUUCCCUCUUCUCCUCUCUCUCUCUCUCUCUCUCUCUCUCUCUCUCUCUCUCUCUCUCUCUCUCUCUCUCUCUCUCUCUCUCCCUCUUUCUCUCACACUAUCGUUUACGUUGCACAUCCAUCAUAACUCCAUUGAUAUUGUAUUCUUUAAAAAAAAAGAACAGAAUCUGUUAUUUGAUCGUUAUCUCGUCCUUGUGGUUGUUCGUUGACAAUGACAUCUCCUCAUAUUAAAUCUUGUCGUCUGCUGAGAGAGCUGUGUUAUUUUUGUACACAUUAUAGGCAGUUAUUUUAUUGGCUAUUCAAAACCAAAUGAAAACAUUCCCAGACCCCCUACAGUUUCCCUGUAUCAAUCCACGUCUUCCUCAUGUCUUCCCGCAGUACUUGUACCCUCAUUCCAUCUCUUUUCUUCUCUCCGUCCUCUCCCCUCUGUCUGUCCCCUUCUCUUUUCUUCCCUACUCCCCUCCCUCUUUCUCUCUUCUCUCCUUCUCUUCCCCUCUCUCCUUACGUUUGUCAUUUUAGUCAUUUAGCAGACGCUCUUAUCCAGAGCGACUUACAGUAGUGAGAGCAUACAUUUUCAUACUUUUUCGUACUGGUUCCCCGUGGGAAUCGAACCAACAACGCUGGCGUUGCAAGCGCCAUGCUCUACCCCUCAUCGAGCUCCCCAUUUCUUACAUGCGACUGGUCUGUAGAGGGGCGUCUCUCCCUCUUUCUCUCUCCUAUCCCGUGAUUCCGCUAUGCUGCUGUGUCCAGACAGCACUCUGUUUCACUCUCCCUGCUACGUCUCUGUGCUGCCUGCCAGGCUGGUAGGAGGCCACUCUCCCUGCUACGCCAGGCUGGUAGGAGGCCACUCUCCCUGCUACGUCAGGCUGGUAGGAGGCCACUCUCCCUGCUACGUCAGGCUGGUAGGAGGCCACUCUCUCUGCUACGUCAGGCUGGUAGGAGGCCACUCUCCCUGCUACGUCAGGCUGGUAGGAGACCACUCUCCCUGCUAUGCCAGGCUGGUAGGAGGCCACUCUCCCUGCUACGCCAGGCUGGUAGGAGGCCACUCUCCCUGCUACGUCAGGCUGGUAGGAGGCCACUCUCCCUGCUAUGCCAGGCUGGUAGGAGGCCACUCUCCCUGCUAUGCCAGGCUGGUAGGAGGCCACUCUCCCUGCUACGUCAGGCUGGUAGGAGGCCACUCUCCCUGCUACGUCAGGCUGGUAGGAGGCCACUCUCCCUGCUACGCCAGGCUGGUAGGAGGCCACUCUCCCUGCUACGCCAGGCUGGUAGGAGGCCACUCUCCCUGCUACGUCAGGCUGGUAGGAGGCCACUCUCCCUGCUACGCCAGGCUGGUAGGAGGUCUACAUUCAUAUGUUAUGCUGCCUGAUUGAUUAGCUCCUCUAAAAUGGGACCUGAAUCACGGCUCUCUCCCUCUGAAAACCCAAACUAGCAUUUCUACAGAAACGGUGUCCAAUUCCUGAGCUGCACAUUUCAUCAUAUUCUACUGGCAUGUUAGCAUGGAUAGCUUGUUUAUUUGAUUAGACCUACUAGCUAAUGCUAGCUAAAGCUAAUAGCUAAUACUGUUAUCAUGGAUAGCAUAGCGGUAUAAGACAGUCACUCUGUUUGUGGUAAGGCUGUGAUAUUUAUAACAGCGGUUUGAGCAAUAAUAGCAGCUGAAAAAUGUAUCACUUUCAUUAAAUUGUGAGAAACAGAUAUGCUCUUCACAGCCUGAUGAAGAUAACAUGCAAUAUGUAACUUACUAUCUGAUUUGAUUAGAGCAGUGUGUGUGUAUGUGUGAAAUAGUUGUACACAACAGUGUAUUAUAGGGUUGGGAAUUGCCAGGGACCUCACGAUAUGAUAUUAUCAUGAUACUUAGAUGCCGAUAUGAUAUGUGUUACGAUUCUCACGAUUCUAUUUGUAUUGCGAUUCGAUACUGUUAUUUUAUUGUGAUUCGAUGUUCCAAACAUAUUGCUCACAAUGUCUGCUGCAAAGGGACAAGAGAGAGCCAUUAGAAAACGAGUUUUGAUCAGUCAUGGAAAUAAAAGUGCUGAAAACAAAUUGGCUCACUAUUUAAAAAGAAGAAAGAGAACAAGCUAUGAAGGAAAAAUACUGGAGUUUUGGUGCAGGUACAGCUAACUAGCACAGAUACAGCCCUCUGCCCUGCCACGCCUUGAUCUAUGGACACCUUAUCUGACUCCACGAUUAACUAUGACCUUCAAUCAUUUAUUAGACUCAGAUUAACUACGACGUUCAGUCAUUCAUUAGACUCAGAUUAACCAUGAUCUUCAGCCAUUCAUCAGAAUCAGAUUAGCUAUGACCUUCAGUGGUGGAAAAAGUACCCAACUGUCAUACUUGAGUAAAAGUAAAGAUACCUUCAUAGAAAAUGACUCAAGUAAAAGUGAAAGUCACCCAGUAAAAUACUACUUGAGUAAAAUUCUAAAAGUAUUUGGUUGUAAAUAUACUUAGGUAUCAAAAGUAAAUGUAAUUGCUCAAAUAUACUUAAGUAUCAAAAGUAAAAGUAUGAAUAAUUUCAAAUUCUUUAAAUUAAGCAAACCAGAUGGCACAAUUUCCUUUUUAUUUUUAUUUAUUUAUGGAUAGCCAGGGGCACACUCCAACACUCAGACAUCAUUUACAAACGAAGCAUUUAUGUUUAGUGAGUCCGCCAGAUCAGAGGCAGUAGGGAUGACCAGGGAUGUUCUCUUGAUAAGUGUGUGAAUUGGAACACUUUCUGUCCUGCUAAGCAUAAAAAAUGUAACAAGUACUUUUGGGUGUCAGAGAAAAUGUAUAGAGUAAAAAGUACUUUAUUUUCUUUAGGAAUGUAGUGAAGUAAAAGUUGUCCAAAAUAUAAAUAGUAAAGUAAAGUACAGAUACCCCAAAAGACUACUUAAGUAGUACUUUCAAGUAUUUUUACUUAAGAUUUUACAUCACUGAUGACCUUCAGCCAUUCAUUAGAAUCAUAUUAACUACGACCUUCAGCCAUUAAUUAGAAUCAGAUUAACUAUGACCUUCAGCCAUUCAUUAGAAUCAGAUUAGCAGAACACAGAGGUGUCACAAUGUCCUUACUGACUUCAGAGCAGCUGUGAGAUUUGGAAAGACAAAAUGUCACUGUCCUGGGGGGCUAGUUUUGCACAUGUUCCCGGUCUGAAAAGUACUAGCCUCGGGCUAGCGGUCUAUCUUAAUUUCCAUGUAAGAUAGUGCUCACUGCUCCCUUUUUGAAUAAUUACAGUACGAGUUCCUACAGUACAUCUGACCUCUGUUUGUCCUUUUAACAAGGUAAAGGUUCCAGUAGCAGUUACUCUAACUGACCUCUGACCUCUCUCCGUCCCUGCCAGGUGUUCACAGGGAUAUUUGCUGUGGAGAUGUUUGCCAAGCUGGUUGCCAUGGAUCCCUACUACUACUUCCAAGAGGGGUGGAACUGCUUCGACGGCUUCAUUGUGACCCUGUCCUUAGUGGAGCUGGCAUUGGCUGACGUGGAGGGGCUGUCCGUGCUCAGAUCAUUCCGAUUGGUAAAUUAUAUUUUAGCCCCGCCCUCCCCCCAAAAUAUAAAUGUUUGUUGUGUACUGAAAUGAUAUUAAAUACACAGUGUGCACUGAUUCAAAUACUGAAUGAUUACAUAGUGUUGCUCAGCUACAGCACUGUCUCUAUUAUAGUCAUACAUUUACGUAUGUGCAAUAUCACUUAUAUACUGCUUUACUAGUCUAUGUACUGCUACUUUUCACUACAGAUGUAGGGUCUUAAUUUCAGCCAGUUUGCUACAGCAGGAAAAUAAUCCUGCAGUAACAGGAAAUGUGAAUUAUUAUGUGAAUUAUAAUUAAUGGACCUUUUUGUAAAAGUUGCUACAUUUUUUGUUAGGGCAAAUAAAGUCUGAUUUCAAAGUGGAAAUUACACAUUUUAGAAGACUUUUAAAAACUCAAAUACACUACAAGUUUGCAUUUCCUGCUGUGCAUGAAAAUUCUCAGCAACAAAAGAGUGAUCGAAUUAAGAUCCUACAUCUGUGCAACUGCUACUUCUACUACUACCUCUAUAGCAAUUACCAUACCAAUACCCCAAGAGUCAUUGCUGCAACAGGGCUAUUGAUCACUCAACCUGAUAAUAUGUAUUUUCCUCUCUCCCUUCUUCUGUCAUUCUCACAUCUUCUCUUCCUCCACCCCCCCCCCCCCCCUCUCAGCUGAGAGUGUUUAAAUUGGCCAAGUCGUGGCCCACACUCAACAUGCUGAUCAAGAUUAUCGGUAACUCUGUGGGCGCCCUGGGAAACCUGACCCUCGUCUUAGCUCUCAUCGUCUUCAUAUUUGCCGUGGUUGGCAUGCAGCUGUUCGGCAAGAACUACAAGGACUGUGUGUGUAAGAUCGCCCUGGACUGUAAGCUGCCCCGCUGGCACAUGCACGACUUCUUCCACUCAUUCCUGAUGGUGUUCCGGGUGCUGUGUGGGGAGUGGAUCGAGACCAUGUGGGACUGCAUGGAGGUGGCUGACCAGGGCAUGUGUCUCAUCGUCUUCAUGAUGGUCAUGGUCAUCGGGAACUUGGUGGUAAGUGUCCCCAGAGUGUGUCGUUGGGGUGGGGGAAUGUUAGCCUCCCCGUAGGACAGUUCUCAAACCCCAGUCACCAUGACAAGGGAAGUGACUGUAACCGCUGGCCCAAGAAACGUAAGUCUCUGGGGAGAGCAGUUUGCUGUCUUAUGAACGCCAGAUUCGUUACGUUACCCCCACAGAACAAGAGAGAGAGUCCCAUGCUACCCACCCUCACGUCUGACCAAUCAUGUCUCCUCUCCUCCCUAUAGGUGUUGAAUCUUUUCCUUGCCUUGCUGCUGUCCUCGUUCAGCGCAGACAACUUAGCCGCAACAGACGACGACGGAGAGAUGAACAACCUUCAGAUCUCCGUCAUCCGUAUCAAGAAGGGGAUCGCCUGGUUCAAGAUCAAGUUGGCAGAGUUGGUGCUCAGCUUGACCAAGAAACCACAGGUGGAGGAUGAACAGAAACCUUUAGACGACAUGUACGACAAGAAACUGAACUGUAUCGCCAACCACAGCGGUGUGGAUAUCAACCGCGACCUGGACUACACCAAGAAUGGUAACGGCACCACUAGUGGUAUAGGGAACAGCAUCGGGAGGUACUUGAUCGACGAGGACCACAUGUCAUUCAUCCACAACCCUAACCUGACCGUGUGCGUUCCCAUCGCGGUGGGAGAGUCCGACUUCGAGAACCUCAACACCGAGGACUUCAGUAGUGAGUCGGAGAACGAGAACAGCAAAGAGGUGAGUGAACAGAUUUAGUUAGCCACAUUUUUUAUGAAUAUGUACUGUAUGUGUUGUCAUAUCAACAUGGCUCUGAUGAAAAGUAGUACACGAUAAGGAAUAGGGUGCCAAUUUAGAUGCACUCAUAGUUUAUCUCUUGUUAAUUAUGUUUUGGUAAUGUUGCAGGAGGUAAUGUUGGGGUUCUGUUAUAUUAAUGUUUUGGUAAUGUUGGAGGAGGUAAUGUUAGGGUUAUGUUGUAGUAAUGUUGUGGUAAUGUUGUAGGAGGUAAUGUUGGGGUUAUGUUGUAGUAUUGUUGUGGUAAUGUUGCAGGAGGUAAUGUUGGGGUUAUGUUGUAGUAAUGUUUUGGUAAUGUUGCAGGAGGUAAUGUUGGGGUUAUGUUGUAGUAAUGUUGUGGUAUUUUUGCAGGGGGUAAGUAAUGCUGUGGUUAUUUUGUAGUUAUGUUGUGGUAAUGUUGUAAUAAUGUUGCAGUAAUGUGGCAUGGGGUUAAUGUUGUGGUAGACAAAUGUUGUGGUUAUGUUGUAGUAAUGUUGCAGUUUUGUUUGGUAGUUUUGUGGUUAUGUUGUAGUAAUGUUUUGGUAAUGUUGUGGCAAUGUUAUUGUAAUGUUGUGGUAAUGCUUUAACUCCAUGGUUGUUAUUGUUGUUGUGGUCUCCUGGCUGUAAAGCAUGGGUGUGGUCACCAGUGUAACAAUAGUUUCCUGCCCAAGGCUCUGAUGUAUACACACACUCAUUUACUAAUGGCUACAGCAGUGGAUGAAAUGGAUAUAUCUGCUGACUGCUGUUCUUUUUUUCUUUCUUAAAAGGCUGUAAAUACAUGUAGGAGUAUGGAGUAUAGAAUGGAGUAUAGAAUGGAUGGUUUGAAAUGGAUAUCUGCUGACUGCUGUUCUUUUGGAGUAUAGAAUGGAUGGUUUGUCUUUUUAUAUUCCGUCCUCUUAAAUCUGGGGCAUAUGAUAAUGUUAGGAAUUGCAGUUGGCUGCUGUUGUUUUCAUAUUUACAGUUAUGUCUUAUUAUUUGCUUUUAGAUUGACUGUUAGUUUAGCAUUUAAGUCAAUGUCCACCAUCUGUUACUUAUUGGAGGCUCUCUAAAUGAAUGUCAAGUCAAGGUGAAGUACAACCAAGUCAAUGGUUCUCUGUUAAUCAGGUUUUGUGUUUUCUCAAGGUCAUAUGCAUAGGCUGCAUUUAUAACUGGUGACAGAUCACACACUUAGCAUGUAUGGGGGGCAGACAAGUAAUUUUGUGUAUGACCAGAUGUAUGUUAGUCCCAGGGUAUUUCUUCUUCUUCUUCUUCUUCUUCUUCUUCUUCUUCUUCUUCUUCUUCUUCUUCUUCUUCUUCUUCUUCUUCUUCUUCUAUUGUGUCCUUUAAUCUCUGUAUCCUCGUCUUUCUGUAUACCUACAGUGCAUUCGGAAAGUAUUCAGACCCCUCGACAUUUUCCACAUUUUGUUACAUUACAGCCUUAUUCUAAAAUGGAUUAAAUAAAAACAAAUCCUCAGCAAUCUACACACAAUACCCCAUAAUGACAAAGCGAAAACAGGUUUUAGAAAUGUUUGCAAAUAAUAAUGUACAUAAGUAUUCAGACCCUUUGCUAUGAGACUCGAAAUUGAGCUCAGGUGCAUCCUGUUUCCAUUGAUCAUCAUUGAGAUGUUUCUACAACUUGAUUGGAGUCCACCUGUGGUAAAUUCAAUUGAUUGGACAUGAUUUGGAAAGGCACACACCUGUCUAUAUAAGGUCCCACAGUUGACAGUGCAUGUCAGAGCAAAAACCAAGCCAUGAGGUCGAAGAAAUUGUCCGUAGAGCUCCAAGACAGGAUUGUGUCGUGGCACAGAUCUGGGGAAGAGUACCAAAACAUGUCUGCAGCAUUGAAGGUCCCCAAAAACACAGUGGCCUCCAUCAUUCUUAAAUGGAAGAAGUUUAGAACCACCAAGACUCUUCCUAGAGCUGGCCACCCGGCCAAACUGAGCAAUUGGAGAGAAGGGCCUUGGUCAGGGAGGUGACCAAGAACCCGAUGGUCACUCUGAUAGAGCUCUAGAGUUCCUCUGUGGAGAUGGGAGAACCUUCCAGAAGGACAACCAUCUCUGCGGCACUCCACCAAUCAGGCCUUUAUGGUAGAGUGGCCAGACGGAAGCCACUCCUCAUUGAAAGGCACAUGACAACCCACUUGGAGUUUGCCAAAAGGGACCUAAACACUCUCAUACCAUGAGAAACAAGUUUCUCUGGUCUGAUGAAACCAAGAUUGAACUCUUUGGCCUGAAUGCCAAGCGUCACGUUUAGAGGAAACCUGGCACCAUCCCUACGUUGAAGCAUGGUGGUGGCAGCAUCAUGCUGUGGGGAUGUUUUUCAGUGGCAGGGACUGGGAGACCAGUCAGGAUCGAGGCAAAGAUGAACGGAGCAAAGUACAGAGAGAUACUUGAUGAAAACCUGCUCCAGAGUGCUCAGGACCUCAGACUGGGGAGAAGGUUCACCUUCCAACAGGACAACGACCCUAAGCACACAGCCAAGACAACGCAGGAGUGGCUUCGGGACAAGUCUCUGAAUGUCCUUGAGUGGCCCAGCCAGAACCCGGACUUGAACCCGAUCGAACAUCUCUGGAGACCUGAAAAUAGCUGUGCAGCAACGCUCCCCAUCCAACCUGACAGAGCUUGAGAGGAUCUGCAGAGAAGAACAGGAGAAACUCCCCAAAUACAGGUGUUUCAAGCUUGUAGCGUCAUACCCAAGAAGACUCAAGGCUGUAAUCGCUGCCAAAGGCGAUUCAACAAAGUACUGAGUAAAGGGUCUGAAUACUUAUGUAAAUUUGAUAUUUACGUUUUUUAUUUGUAAUACAUUUGCAAACAUUUCUAAAAACCUAUUUUUGCUUUGACAUUAUGGGGUAUGGUGUGUAGUUUGAUGAGGGGAAAAAAACAACAUUUAAUCAAUUUUAGAAUAAGGCUGUAACGUGACAAAAUGUGGAAAAAGUGAAGAGGUCUGAAUACUUUCUGAAUGAACUGUAUAUGAAGUCUCAGGGAGGUAGCUAAUUAUACAGUAAGACAUCUAACCUAAGUGAGACCCAGUGUAAUGCACGCAGCAGUAUGUAUGAAUGGCUGAGAGAGACUGAGCCAUCGGUCAUGUCUCUCUCUCUUGUGUGUCUCAUUCUGUGUACCAAUACCCCAAGAGCCAUUGCUGCCGGAACGGCUAUUGAUCACCUAACCUGCUGCAGCCAGGGCUAUUGAUCACUUAAGCUGGUGUAGCCAGGGCUAUUGAUCACUUAACCUGGUGCAGCCAGGAAUAUUGAUCACUUAACCUGGUGCAGCCAGGCCUAUUAAUCAGUCAACCUGCUGCAACCAAGGCUAUUGAUCAGUCAACCUACUGCAACCAGGGCUAUUCAUCAGUCAACCUGCUACAAGCAGGGCUAUUAAUCAGUCAACCGUUGCUAUUGAUCAGUCAACCUGCUGCAACCAGGGCUAUUUAUCAGUCAACCUGCUGCAGCCAGAUAUAUUUCUCAGUCAACCUGUUGCCGCCAGAGAUAUUGAUCAGUCAACCUGCUGCAACCAUGGCUAUCGAUCAGUCAACCUGCUGCAACCAGGGCUAUUGAUCAGCCAACCUGCUGCAACCAGGGCUAUUGAUCAGUCAACCUGCUGCAGCCAGGGAUAUUUAUCAGUCAACCUGCUGCAACCAGGGUCAUUGAUCAGUCAAUGAUCAGUCAACCUGCUGCAGCCAGGAAUAUUGAUCAGUCAACCUGCUGCAGCCAGGGCUAUUGAUCAGUCAACCUGCUGCUGAUGUAUAUUUUCUGUCAUUCUCACGUCCUCUCUCCCUUCCUUCCUCCCUCUCUCUCUUCGUCUGUCUGUAUAUGUGUGUCUAUCUCUCUCCCGUUCUCUCUGCGUCUGUCUGUUUCUGUGUGUCUCUCUGUCUCUCCCUCUCUCUCUGCGUCUGUCUGUGUCUGUGUGUUUGUCUGUCUCUUUCUCUCUCUCUGCGUCUGUCUGUGUGUCUGUCUGUCUCUUUCUCUCUCUCUGCGUCUCUCUGUGUGUCUGUGUGUGUAGCUGGACGACACCAGCUCAUCGGAGGGCAGCACCAUAGACAUCAAGCCUGACGUGGAGGCGGAGGCGGUGGUGGUGGAGGCUGUGGAAGAGUACCUAGACCCAGAAAACUGUUGGACACCUGGUAGGACUGCACCUAACCCCCCCCCCCACCUCUCCCUGCCCCACCCGGCCCUGCCCCGCUCCUCCGUCCCCUACCUGCCACUCCCUGCACCACCCAGCCCUGCCCCGCUCCUCCCGUCCCCUACCUGCCACUCCCUGCCCCACCCAGUCCUGCCCCACUCCUCCGUCCCCUACCUGCUGCUCCCUGCCCCACCCAGUCCUGCCCCACUCCUCCGUCCCCUACCUGCUGCUCCCUGCCCCACCCAGCCCUGCCCCGCUCCUCCGUCCCCUACCUGCCACUCCCUGCACCACCCAGCCCUGCCCCGCUCCUCCGUCCCCUACCUGCACCACCCAGCCCUGCCCCGCUCCUCCGUCCCCUCCCUGCCCCACCCAGCCCUGCCCCGCUCCUCCGUCCCCUACCUGCCCCACCCAGCCCUGCCCCGCUCCUCCGUCCCCUACCUGCCACUCCAUGCACCACCCAGCCCUGCCCCGCUCCUCCGUCCCCUACCUGCCACUCCAUGCACCACCCAGCCCUGCCCCGCUCCUCCGUCCCCUACCUGCCACUCCAUGCACCACCCAGCCCUGCCCCGCUCCUCCGUCCCCUACCUGCCACUCCCUGCCCCACCCAGCCCUGCCCCGCUCCUCCUGCCACUCCCUGCACCACCCAGCCCUGCCCCGCUCCUCCUUCCCCUACCUGCACCACCCAGCCCUGCCCCGCUCCUCCGUCCCCUACCUGCCACUCCCUGCCCCACCCAGCCCUGCCCCGCUCCUCCGUCCCCUACCUGCCACUCCCUGCACCACCCAGCCCUGCCCCGCUCCUCCGUCCCCUACCUGCCACUCCCUGCCCCACCCAGCCCUGCCCCGCUCCUCCGUCCCCUACCUGCCACUCCAUGCACCACCCUUCCCUUGCAUGUCAGUUAGCCCAGUUUGUAAUCCUUACAAUAUAUUUAAAUCACUAGCAAAUGGCUGAGGUAUCAUGUUAUGUGUGCCUGUCCCCUUCUAUACAGAGUGUAUUAUCAAGUAUCCUUGCUGCGACGUGCCCAUCACUCACGGGUGGGGAAAAUAUUGGUGGUUCCUGAGAAAGACAUGCUAUCUUAUUGUGGAGCAUAACUGGUUCGAAACCGUCAUUAUCUUUAUGAUCCUACUCAGUAGUGGGGCCCUGGUAAGUCACUGUGUGGAACAUUAACACACACACACACACACACACACACACACACACACACACACACACAGCUACAACCACUGUGUGAGUGGAGAAGGUUGGCUUUUUCACCCAGUCACUGUACUGAGGAGGGUGGGGGGAGGGGCCAGGCAGGAGCAUCACAGCCAGUCACUGUACUGAGGAGGGUGGGGGGAGGGGCCAGGCAGGAGCAUCACAGCCAGUCACUGUACUGAGGAGGGUGGAGGGAGGGGCCAGGCAGGAGCAUCACAGCCAGUCACUGUACUGAGGAGGGUGGGGGGAGGGGCCAGGCAGGAGCAUCACAGCCAACUGAGGCUAUGUCCCAAAGGGCAGUCUAUGCCCUUUAUAGUGGACUUCAUACAGAAUAUGCUGCCAUUUGAGAUUCAGCUUGACUCUCUCUGUGAUUAGUCCCGUGUAGCUCAGUUGGUAGAGCAUGGCGUUUGCAACGCCAGGGUUGUGGGUUUGUUUCCCACGGGGGACCAGUAUGAAAAAAAUAAAUUAUGCACUCACUAACUGUAAGUCGCUCUGGAUAAGAGCGUCUGCUAAAAUGACUAAAAUGUAAUUAAUCGACUGCACCAUUCAUCAGAGAGGGGAUCUAAUAGACUGUACCAUUUAUCAGAUAGGAUAGGGGGGAAUCUAUUUCUGUUGCCAAGGGGGAUAUGUCCUCAGACAUGACGUCAAAUGAGCAGGGAGGGAAUAGUGCAGUCAAUGCUACAUUUAUACUGGAAAUAUUUGAAAUAUUCUCAUUUAAUUUUUUUUGUGUAAUUUGUGUAGUCAUGAUUUAGCAACAGAACCGUUGUUGUAUACAUUUUCAUUACUUUUAAUGUACAUCGUCUGUUGACUUUAUUGUGUUUCUUAUCCUAGACAAUUGUUGAUGUAUUCAUUGUUGUACUUACAUGACUAAGGCAACUCUAGGCUAUGUAUUUUAGAUUUGUCAAAUAAAAUCAAUCAAUCAAUCAAUCAAUUAUUCACUGAGCAUGUCAAUUCCCCCCCCCCCCCAAUUCAGCUAGAGCUAACCAUGUGUGUGCUUCCCCCCCCUCCCCCCCGCUAGGCUUUUGAGGAUGUGUACAUCCAGCAGAGGAAGACCAUCAGGACCGUCUUGGAAUACGCAGACAGUGUGUUCACAUAUAUCUUCAUCCUAGAGAUGUUGCUCAAGUGGGUCGCCUACGGAUUCCACAAGUACUUCACCAACGCCUGGUGCUGGCUCGACUUCUUCAUCGUCGAUGUAAGUAACAUUUCCUGGUUCUUUACAGUAGAUUUGGUAGCCAUUUUGGGAAGCCAGGAUAGAAAGCUAGGACCAUAG
This is a messenger RNA of Coregonus sp. 'balchen', 52464 nucleotides long. Lineage: Eukaryota; Metazoa; Chordata; Actinopteri; Salmoniformes; Salmonidae. The record is from the annotation of a GenBank genome assembly.